CGGACAUUGGGCGUUCGGGUUCCAGAACACAGAGUUUCUUGUUCGAGCCCUGCUGAUAGUAGCAGUUGGAUGGGCGUUCUGUGACGUCACCGCGUUCCAUUCCACCUCCAGGAAUUGUCUCUAGACCUGCGCUGCUGUCUGGCUCGGGGUGUUAGAUGACUGGGGAGCACGGGGACUCCGACAUGGAGGGGAUACUGUACAAGUGGACUAAUUAUCUGAGCGGUGAGUGUUUACCAUCACUCUGGGGCUAUUCACUAAACUGCGAUAUGAACACAGAAUAGCAACAUUUAGCCGAAAAUAGCUGAUUUGGGAAAAAAUCCACUAUAGUCACAGCCUGGUUGUUAUAGUCUGAAUUUUACAAUUCGUAAAUAAAGCCAUAAACCAUGUUCACUCUGGGCGAGUUGCUCACUGAUACUAGGUGUAGCCCAUCUCUGUAACACUGGUAUUAUUACUAUUACUGACUCAUGUAUUCAUUGAAAUUCACCCAGCAAUGGACUUGAAACUAAGAAUUGUUGUGUUUCUUGCUCAGGUAACACAGUGUCUAUCAAAAGCUUCAUUUGGACUCCUCCAAUAUAUUAAUUACAAUACCUCUGCUGGACAGCUGUUCCAGGCAUCUACCACUCUUUCUGUAACACCUGUUUACACCUAUUAAUCCUUUACCAUGAUUUACUCUUUAACCUAGUUUGGUUUCUGCUCUGCCUGUCCUUUUGUGUGACAGAUAAUGCCACACUUUUGUAAUUUAUUAUUUUAUGUCUGCUCAAAUAUUUGUGUGUUGAUCAAGCGAUAGGAGCUAUAGCGUGUUAUUUUGGUUUUUGGCAGGACAUAUUUUGCCGUUUUGGAAAGAACCCAUAUUUCAUAUGCAAAUAUACCCAUAUGUAAAUAUAAGUGGGAAACAAAUGCUACUUGACUGUUAAAGGAACACUUCAAGGACUAUAACUGGCACAAUUUAAGAAGAUAUAGUUAUAGUCUUAUUAUAUAUUGUAUCACACUGUCCAAGCCAAACUUUUUAAUUUGCAGUAACUGUGCUGUGCACACACUGUAUACUUGCAGCAAUGUCCCCCUGCUGAACUCGGUACUCUUCAGUCGUUUUGCAUGAAAUAAAUGGGAAAGUUGGAUUGGGCCUCAGGAGAUGAAGAUAAAACUCAAGCAAUGAUUUUAACCGUUUUCAUGGACUGCUUCAUGCACAAUAAUUAAUCUAGUAUGCUUCCUCUAAAUUCCAGCAAUGCAUUUUAUUCUGUCCUAAACAUGGCACUGUUCAUAUAAUGUCCCUAAUAGGAACACAAUGGUGGGGAACCAUUGUAUUCAAAACUAAAAUACUUCACAGCCACUUAUGCUCAUUGCAGUAAAGUUCACUAUUUCAUGUCAGACUACUUAUUAAAUUAAUAUUCUAAGCACCAUAACUACUACAGCGCAUUGUAGUGGUUAUGGUGCCAGGAGUGCAGGGCGUAUCUCAUUGCUUGAGAGCGAUCACCUGACACUCUCAGCCAACUGACAUUAAACUAAGGUCUUAGCUCAGGAGCUCUCUUUUCAGCAGCACGUAGGUAUUUAGCGAUGUCCAUCAUACCCCAGGUGAGAAGUCAAACUGUUACUAAGCAAUUUGAUUCCUUACAUUUGGGGGGGCAGGGAACCAGUACUGUAGUAGUUAUGGUACUUAAAAUGUUACUUUAACACUGCCUGCGCAUACCAGGUUCCCCUUUCGGUGAUCUCAUGACCCAUACUAAAUAUGGCAUGGGCUGUGUCCGUCUAUGACCUGUGAUCUGCACUAUUGUUAGAAAUCUAGGAGACCAAGAAGUACCCAUUUACAUCAUAUGUUAUAGGUCAGCAUGUGAAGAUAUACCCACCCUGAGUUUUUGACAGUUGCAAUUACUGUUCCUUGCUUGGAGCUGUUAGGAUCUCUCAAGGUUACAUUGUUCAUGUUGGUGUCUUAGAAACUUGUUUUUUUCUUAUCUUUCUUUCCACCCAGCUGAUUUGUGGAAUGGGAAGUCCUAAACUGCUGCAAGGCGUUGGACAUGCCCUAAGUAAGCUAUACUGUGUUUGUACAACCUCAUCCCCUCUGUUCCUGUCCAUCUAACUUGUCUGGUUACAAUUGCAUGUUUGUUAGUCCACCCGUUGUACAGCGCUGCGGAAUUUGUUGGUGCUAUAUAAAUAAUAAUACAAAAUUCAAGACUGGUAACGGACUAGGUUGUACUGAUAUUUGAAGUUAAUCAUUCAAAGCACCACAGUCCCAAGGACCUGAUUACACACUUGUUCGUGAUGGUAAAUGACAUAACAUAUUUCAUAUUUUCAGUUCAGCUAUUGUAGACCAAGAUAUAAGAUAUACUUUGAUUUCUUACAUUUCAAAUUUUAGUCAAUAAACUUGUCUGUAUUUUUGAAGGAACACUAUAGUGAGUUGUACUUCCCUUUCAGACUUUCAUCUCUCGCCGUACUGGUCUCCAUCCUGCUUGCAUACUUCCUUGUCUGAGAACAUAGAGAUCAAUGAUCCCAGCCAAUCCAAUGUUUUCCGAUAGGUUAGUAAACAUGCAAGGCAAAACUGCGAACUGUGCCAAUCAGAUGGUUUUUACGGAGCACCUCUAGAGACCUUUAAAAGCUGCAAUGUAAACACUGUUGUUUCUGCAGAACAGCAAUGUUUUAAGUUGCAGGGUUACAAACUAGAAUGACAUGGCACCCUGACCUCCUUCAUUGAGAUGAAGUGGUAUGGGUACUUCUAGAGUCCAUUUAAGUGGAUCUUUUACUGUUGUGGUUUUCAUUAAUAUAGAUCCACGAGUGACUCCUUGGUGCAAUAUUUGGUGCUGACAGCCACAAGAGGUGGACUUAAAGGGACAUUAUAGUCACCAGAACCACAAAAGCUUAAUGUAGUAGUUCUGGUAUCUAUAUCCUGUCCCUACAGGCUAUUCAAUGUAAACACUGCCUUUUCAGAGAACAUAAUCACCUUUUCAAUAAUGGGGUGGUAACAUUAGCAGUUAGUUUAACACUAUGGUGAUAGGAAUAUGUGUUUUCUAUUCCUGCAGCAUUAAAAUGACAUUCACACUGCACCCAGUCCGCUUCGUUGAGAUGAAUUUGGUGGCAGGAAAAAAAUGAUUGUAGUUUAAUUUUUCAUAGCCCAAAAUGGGCUAGAAUGUUUUCUCACCAUUUUCUCACGUCUUGGGUUUUUAUUAAAUCACAUAUCUUCAAUCUGCCCAAUAUGUUGUUUUGGAGAAUGCCAUAUACGAAAAUGCUGGUGAAUAUUUUAAUUUAAACAAUACAGCCUGGGUUAUCUAUUUUAAUGGACAUUCCUUAUUAAGAUCUGACAAAUGGGAUCUGAUUUUACUGCUUAGUGAAUUGUGCCUGUUACCCCUUAUCAGUGCUGUCUUUACCUAUGGAUGCGAAUAUCGCACAGAAACACUUUCAAUGCUAAUUUCAGAAAUGAUUCGUUACUAUUUUAUUUACAUGUUCCUGGUUUAUUUUGUUUUCACUCUUGGCACUUGGGAAUUUUUAACAUUUAAUCAUUUUAUAUACAGGUCAGCCUUUGAUCAAAGUGACCCGUUUUGGAAUAAUGUAACUGCCAGAAAUUUAUUUUAUUGCUAGCAUGUUUCCUAUAGGAUAUGCAUUUUUGGGGUAAAAUGAUCCAGGGUGUAAAACCACAUAAGAGUAUGUGUUUGUUUAUUUUUUUUCCCAUUCUAAAUUUUAUUACAAAAAACAAAAAAGGAAAAUGCUAAAACAGAACAAGUACAAUGCACCAGGUAUACUGGAGUAAAGUACUAUGAUUCCGUUAUACAUCUGUGGUUCACUGGCUUUGUAUCUCUUCCUGAGUUGUGUUUCAAAGCUGUUGUGCACAGAAAAACCAACUCCAAGGAACCCAUGUUUAAAAUGGAAUAAUGAGGCAAAAAUUUGAUACUUUGUUGAACUAAUUUUGCAUAUGUCCACCCAGAAUCCCCUUGCAGUAAUAACAUCACUGCAAAUUUGAGAUUUCUGUGGGAAAAGCAAGUCUUAUGGCUUGACUGGUGUGCAGAUCUGUGUUUAACAAUGUAUUGAAUAUAUAUUCCUGUGGCUCGCACUCCUGGUAAGCUGUAGUGGUGCCCAGUGCUGGUCUGGCAAGAAGUAUAGGAAAAACAAAAAAACUGCACUCCUGGUACUUGAAAUGUAAUCAAAAAUUAGCUUUUAUUUCAGAUAAUCCAUAAAAAUAUCAAUGUUUCUGCUCCCAUUAGAGAGCUUUCAUCAGGACAGACCAGAUAUCUCUAUCUAUCUCUGUAUCAGCAAGUGAAUAGUUAAACAUUUGCAACUUAGUAUCAAGCACUGCAGAAGAGAACAACAUGAGUUAUACCAGUCAUUACCAUGUAUGUGUGAAAAGUAUACUGACACCUAGUGAUAGUGCUAAGCAUUGUAGCCAAUCAUCCCAAUAUUCUGUUUACUUUGUCCCCAAAAUAAUAUGUCCUUAAAGGACCACUAUAAAGCCAGGAAAACAAACUCAUACCUUUCUCCAGCGUUGGGCUCCCUUGGCCCUGGGGAACUCUCCUGCUCCUGCCAACGUCACUGCCGCAUGCGCGGCAAGAGCCACACGCAUUCAAACCGCCUAUAGGAAAGCAUUUCUCAAUGCUUUCCUAUGGACGUCCAGCGUCUUCUCACUGAGAUUUUCACAGUGGGAAGCGUAAGUGAGACAGCCACUAGAGGCUGGAUUAACCCUUAGUGAAACAUAGCAGUUUCUCUGAAACUGCUAUGUUUUAAGCUGCAGGGUUAAAACUAAAGGGACCUGGCACCCAGACCACUUAAUUGAGCUGAUGUGAUCUGGGUGUCUGUAGUGGUCCUUUAAGUGUGUGUAUCUGCAUGCAAUGGCGUAGAUACCGCGGUCGCAGCCCUGCGACCACGUGCCCACUGCCAUGUGUUGCGGCCCUGGCCCACGCAGAGUAAGCGCGAAGGGGGGGCUCACGGAUCAAUAUUCGCAGCGGGGCCCCAUGGGUCGUGUGUACGCCACUGGUUCCCAGCUGAAGUGGUCUGGGUGCCUAUAGUGGUCCUUUAAGUUCCCAUUCUUAGCAACAUGAUGGGCUUCAGAACAAUGUAUACAGCAAAAGCAUCAUUGUCCUCCUCAUCUUCUUUUUCCUCAUGCUUCUCAUCAUCACCUUCAGAUUCACCGUUCUCCAUAGAACCAGCUGGCCUGCAUGGUACUACUUUGCCAACAUCACCCUUGAACUUUGCCAGGUAUGCAGCAAAAUCCUUAUCAUAUGUUUCUUUUAGUUUUGCUGCUUUUUGCUGAUAUGGCUGUUUGUCUCUUGGUGUCUGCUGGGCCCACAUGUUUGCCAGUGUUUUUGCUGUAUGAGCAUUAGACAGACCAGGGCUGUCUAUCUUUAUUUGUGGGCGAUGUUCAGAGCAGAAAAGGAAGAAUGCAGUAGGUGGAAUUUUUGGUGCAUUUGGAUCCUCUAUUUCCUUUCCAUUCUUCUCUCCUUUACAAGGUAUGUAGGUUUUCUUUUCUGGUUCAUAGCGCUCCUUAUCACUCUGUGCCAUUUCGUCAACCUUUGAUUUAUUUUUUUUUCUUGGGAAGACUUGGUCUUCCACCUAUCUGAGCAAUCCUUGGAAAACUCUGUGAUGUUGACCAACGAGUCUGGGUGCUUAUAAGUUGAUGACCGCUCUAUAUGUGCUCUCCACCGUGAAAUGCUUUAUCUCACACGCAACGCUGCCUUUUGUUUUCCACACUAGUACUCCUCACAGCAGCUUGAUAGUCAGUGUUUAGAGGUGAUGGCAGAGACAAUUAAUAGUAUAAUUGCCGUAACUGGUAACAUGUGAAGGGAAUGAGGAGGUGAUUGACUGAUUGUGAUUCCAGAAAGCUGGAAGAGCAUGCUAUAUAGUUAGAAGGAACCAGGGUGGAUAGUGCUUAGUAGAAAUGAGGUUGAUUUGUGCAGUUGAGCCUAAGGAAUAACGAUACACCGGUAUUUGAAAGAAUUUAGGUAGCUAGGAUGGGUAAGCGGUGGUGGUGGGGUGGUAGAGCCAAUUAAAGAAAUGAAGUGGCUUUGUUUUAUUAUGUGUGAUUCCUUAUGGAUUCUCUCUCUAGCAAUGCUCCGUUUUGGCCAGGACAUGGCUGCAGUUCUAUCUGUGGACAGAGGUUUCUGUAAGAUUCUCCGCUGUAUUAAAAGGCAAAUUCUGGUUUCAGAUUACUGUUUAGUGAAUAAAUCCCUGUUUUUUGGUUUUUUUUCCCCUUAAGAAAGUGGAAUGUAAGGUAGAAUGGACAGACACAAUGCAGCAUUUGUUUAACCUUUCUAGUUGAUACUUUACAUGGCCAAGCCUACAGAGUAUAUAUACACCUUAAACUGGAAUUGAAACCAAUCAAUCAGGUCUGGCCACCUGUUAGUAGUAUUCAGGGAGUUUAAUCAUUUUACACUGACCAUCUCCCAACUAUUUAACAUAGAUGCCACACAGCACAAAACAUUGUCACACAUUCUAACACCUAGUUUUCUUUCUUCUUCAAAACUCUCCAAACCUUUUUACAGCAUGAAACCUAAUUUUAACCCCUUAAGGACCAAACAUCUGGAAUAAAAGGGAAUCAAGACAUGUCACACAUGUCAUGUGUCCUUAAGGGGUUAAAGCUCUGCCCCACCUUUACUCAUAAGUUAUGUUGAAGGAACACUAUAUGGUCAGGAACACAAACCUGUAUCCCUGACCCUACAGAGUUAAACCCACUUGUAGGCAACACAUUAAAGUAAACCUCAGCGAAGUAUAUAUUUUCAUUUACAUAAGUCCCUACUCAUCCAGCACACCGAUACACUGGAUACAUAAGAUAUAUGGAUGGGUAGGGACUUAUGGGCCACCCUGUAUAUAGGUGCUGGAUAUUUCAUUUUCUCAAGCAAAAUAUAUAGAAUAAGGUUUACCUGCCUGACCCCUAUCAUCUUAAUGAUCUAUAACUCUCCGCUUUCAAUGCAGUUUUAUCUGUUUAAACCUAUUACAUUGUCAGAGCUACUUUAUUUUCUUUGCUUAACUUGCUUCAUUAGUUAAUGCUUUGUCUAGGAGGAUUUUAAAAAAAUAAAAAUUUUAAUGUCAAGUGGAAAAGGCGCUAACAGUAAAUGUUACUGACAGGUUGUUGUACAAUGAUAGCACUACAAAAAUCUUGUAGUGCUUUUUAAGAUAGAUCUGUGUUAUUUUUUGCUUCUUUUUGAAUGAAAGCACUGUUUGUUGUAGCCAGGCAAAAGUACUGUCUAAAACUGCCUUUUUAGGCUGACUUCGCCCACAAAAUAGCAAUUCAUGUUAAUUUUCUCCAUACUUGGGAGUAAAUAUUUUAAAUAGUAUUUACUCAUAUCUCUUGGGCUUUACCUCACUCUUAGACUGCCUAUUUGUAUCACAACCACUGCUUCUUGCAUGUGUGUUUGUAGACUGUUGUGCUUGUGGUACUUAAAGUGUUUCUGUACAUGACGCUAGAUGAAAAUAUCAAGAUGUGACGUGAACUAUUAUUCACCAGUUGCUUCAAUUAAAAAUUAAAGCUGCAGACGUGUUUAAAAUUACUUCGAGUCGAGCCUUGUUUAGAUGAAUAAAAAUCAUCUGUUUUUGAACCCUUUAUAUCUGUCACCCGAUUCCUGACAAUGUACUGUGGGCGGAAAAAAGAGCAAUUCUAAACCCAAAGUUUCCAUUGUUCCUUUUUGUUCACUUGUAUAAAACAUGUUCAGAUAUUGUUAAUCAAACACAGGCCAAAAUUCGAAUGAAAUGAGAAAAUAGGGAUAGGCACGCAAGAAGAGGCCCCUACCGUGCCUCCAGCCCAGAGAUGUCCAGACUCUCUUGGGUAACACACAUGAAAGACACAAACCCUCCAUUGAAACUUCUAUCAACAUGUACACUGGUCAAACUUACAUUUAAAAGGGAUGGUCUAAGCACAUAAUUUACAGCAUGCUGUAGUGGGUAUGGUGCAAAAAGUCCUCUUGUGCCUGUGUUUGGACAAGUUUAAUUGGCUGAGAAUAUUGGCAGACGCUCUCAGUCAAUUAAUUCGCAAAUUCCAUUCAAGUAGAGACAACAUUAUUUCUUAGCAAUAACCGGGUGCAGAAGGAGAGGGUGCAGACCCUAGAUACCCAGGGAUCCCAGAUCAGUGUAAAACUGUAUAAAAACUGAUUGACUGUUACCCUGGGCACUACUCCAGUGGACUCUUGGCAAGAUAACCCCUGCAGUGUUUUGUAGUGGUUAUGGUGCUUAGUAGUAUUGCCCUGGGCACAUGGUGUAUAUCUGUAUAUAUAAACAAACCAAGCACCACAGAUAAGUUCCCAAAAUAAGAGAAACAAAAACAUUGAAGGAACACUGUAGUGUUUGUGAACUAUAUACCGUAUGUGCUGUCAUAUGGCUUACAUGACUUUAUUCAGCCCCCUCUGCUCAUGUCACCCGCCUGCAUUUUAAAUGGUAAUUUUGGCAAACAUUUUUAAUUCCUCUCUCACAAUUAUCCUAUGUACUUUUUUUUUUUUUUUUUUUUCAAUCUUUGUUUACAUUUUUUGAGAGGCUUAAUUCUUUUAAUGUGUCACAAAUGGCUAUUCUCAAAGUAGAUAUUGGAUUCAGCUGAGUGCAGUACUAGUCACACCUUCCACCUGAUAUGCUUUUAUACAGUCUUUGAUGUUCAGUGGUUGGCAAGUAAGUUGCAGGUUUCACUGAGAACUUUGAAGUUUACUCAACUCGUGACUAGCAACUGAAACAGGAACGAAAACCUCAGGUGUGUUUUAUCAUAUAGCUUACUAAAUGGUACCAGUGGUACUAAAUAAUUGCUGGCUAUUCCUGCGUUCCUUGCUUUGUGUAAACCAAUAAAGCCUACUCCUAAUGCAGGUCGUCCUCAAGGAGAAAGAGAAAAUUGUACACUUUUCCAUUCACAUGCAUUGAUAAAAUGUUAAUCUCGUGAUGGCAGUGCAGACAGAUAUGCUUUUUAAGGGAAACUAUAGUGCCAGGAAAACAACAUUCUCCCCCCGUUGUGCAGAAGGGGUUAAAAACCUCUUCUUUCACUUACCUGAUUCGAGCACCGACAUCUCCACCUUGGUCCAAGCUGCGCCUCCGCUCCUCCAUUGCCGAUGUCAGUCGGCGCAUAGGAUCUAAAAGUCGCCCAAUGACCCGGAAGUCCCUCUAGUGGCUGUCUGGUAGAAUGCCACUAGAGGUGGCAUUAACCCUGGCAGGUAAUUAUUGCAGUUUAUUAAAAACUGCAAUAAUUACCACUGCAGGAUUAAGGAACCUGGGACACUGCACCUAGACCACUUCAUCGAGCAGAAGUAGUCUGGGUGCCUCUGGUGUUCCUUUAAGCCCUCUUAAGUGUCCUUUUUCAGCAUUUAAUAAAAACCAGGAAAGUUAAUUUGCAUACAUAGACACUGCUAAUGAUUUUAAAGGAACAAGAUUUUUCAUAAUUUUUCACAGUUUGGCUGCUUGCUGUGGGGGUUACAGCAUGGCACUCUUGAUACCAUAAUCCAUACAGCACACCGUAGUGGUUAUGGUUCUUAGGUGUGUUCCUUUAAUUUAUUACUAGCCUCACAUUUAAGAACUGAAGUAGUAAUGAAGAGAAACGUUCAACAGACAAUAUGUAAUUUGAAUUUUAAGAUGUGUUUAAAUAAAUUUGUUAAUCAUUCCAGGGACCUCUGGAAUAUAAAUUGAAACUUAACUUUUAUUGUUCACGCUCAGUUUUUCUAUAUACUUUAUAACCUGAAAGAUUUGCACUCAAGAAUUUAUGGUGCCUGGGGCUUAAUCCAGCAUUUAAAUUGUGAAAAAUAAAAAAGGAUAGCAUUCCUUGGACUUCUGGAACAUUAAUUAAAAUGUGACUCUUAUUGUCCACGUCUCAGUUUUUCUGUAUAGUUUAAUCAGGGCAAAAGUACAAAUUCUCAACCCACAUUUAUACCAAACUGUGAAAUGAAUAUAUUCACACCUCUUGUUGAGAACAGCAAAAUUGGUCAAGAGGUACUUCUAUCCAUAUUUACUGGCAUUGUCUAAAAAUCAAACUAUGAAUAGAAUUAGCCAAUUUGGUGUCCUGUCUCUUUCAAACAACAGCCUCUGUGGAUGAUUGGCUUGGUUAUUGACCAAGCCCUUGAUCAGCCUUAUCAGAGUUCAAAACAAAUUGCUUGCUAAAACUGCCCUGGCUACUACAAAGGCUGUAGCAGAAAAAUGGGGAAUAGCUCACAUUCCCGCUAUGGCAGUGAUACACAGGAAGGUGAGGACAUAGUAGACAUGGCCAAACUUACUGCCAUUAUUCAUGAAACAUCCAAACACUUUCACAAAGUGUGGAAUCCAUGGUUAUCAGACUUGAGCCUGGCACCCUAGGGUAAACUGUUCACUUUCUCUUUACCAAUUCAACUUAAUCUUAAUAUUCUUCUGUCUCUUUUUCUCUACCCCUUUUUCCUCUCCCCUCUUACACCUCUGGUAAACCCCCACCAAUUCUUCUACUUCCUUACGCCUUUCCUUUUAUUUUCAUAGGUCUUCUAACAGCGGAAAAGUGUAAUUCCUAGUUGGUCCCCACCCUUAUUCCUCCUAGAUAUAAUGCCUAUUUGUCAAUUAUCAAUCUCCGAGAACUCUGCUCAGAUUAUCAUGUGCAGAAUUGCCCACAUGCUGACUAACCAAAUCUGAUUACAUAGUAUUACUGUAGUGCCAUCCAGAUGAAACAAUAAAAGCUUAUAAAUGCAAACCUACGUAUACUAUAUGGACCAACAGGUACUUUUAUGACAUUGCAUUCUAAAUACAUAGACAUUAAUAUGCCCCACCCCCCAUUCUGGGGAGACUGCACACAAGAUUUUGGCGUGUUUCUGUGAGAGUUUGUGCCUAUUCUUCCACAACAAACUCAUCCAACUAGGUCUUUAUGGACCUUGCUUUGUGUACUGUGGCACAGUCCUGCUGGAAUAGAAAAGCACUUUCCCCAAACUGUUUCCACAAAGUUGGAAGCAUAGCAUUGUCCAAAAUGUCUAGGCAUGAUGAAUCUUUAAGUUUUCCCUUCACUGGAAGCAAGGGACUGUCAGAAAGCGGUCCGGGACCCAGAAGGUGCAUCUCAAUGUGGCUGCAUUCCCACGUGACAAUGGGAAUGCUGCCGAUUACUUGCCCCCUCUUGGCGCGCACACUGUCCUCACUCAGAGCACGUGUCGGAGCUGACAGGCGCCCCUCCCCUCACACAGUGGCCGGGUCUGAAAACAUUAGAGACGCCGGCCGCUGCAGGUCAGAACCUUUUUAAGGUUCUUAGUUAACCCCUUGAUUCCUAACACACUCACAUUCCACUGCCACAUGUUCCUCUACAUCCAAACAAAGAGCACGUUGGGCUAUUUAAACCUUUUUUGUCCAUUUCUCAUGGCCCUGUUGUGGCUUCCAUUGUGAUUGUCCAAGCGUGCGUUUCUGGCAUUGAUUCUUGUGUAUUUUGACCAUGCCUUGUUUACUGACUAUUCUGAUUUCUGUAUCCCUUGGACUCUAGCUUGUUUCCUGACUAUUCUGUCUUCUUUAUUCCUUUACCUUUGGCCUGCCUACCAUUUACGUAUACUCUGUAUUCCUGACCUCAGCCUGUUUUGUACUUUUCUUUUUAUUUCUUAAAUACGUCUUGGGAUUUUCAUUAAUAUAUUACUUAAGUUCUGCAUGCUGGGCAUGUCAGGGUAUCCUGACAGGGGCCUAGUCCAACCCCUGAACAACAGCCCCAUGCCAUUAUCCCUCCUCCGCCAAACUCACACUAUACCUAACAGAUAUAAAAAUUAGAUAAUAUUGAAUGAACAAAAGAUAACACUGUUAUAGUAGGCUUCUGAAUGCAAGUGAUUAAGAUAGUUCUGUUAUAGUACAGGCAAAAUUAUUGUUCAAGAAAAAUCCACUGUGUCUAAGUCGCUAUCACAACCCCUUAUUUGACACAACAUAAAUGUAACAGUUUAGCCUAGAAGCUUUAAAAGAGAGUAUCCAAUCUCUGCAGACAUCUCUCAACAGGGCUGCCUCAGUCCUGUAUAAUUGGUGUCAGUGUGUCUUUUGUGAAGGAGUACCUCUGCCAUUUGGUGUGUUGAGGAGUGUGUCAAUGUAAGGUAAGGGCGACCAUGAGAGCCAACUUAAGUAGUAGAUCAGGACAGUGAGGGCCAGGAUGACCCCCACCGACCCAGAGACACUGCAAGGUCUCGGUGAGAAGGUAGUGAUCUGCAGGACAGAAGACUGGCUGCUUCUCCCACCCAGUACCUGCAUUAGGCCUUGUCUAACCCAAGACUAGAAUCAAGGGCUGGAAAUCUUAUUGGGUUGUGAGUUGUCUAUUUGUGACAAAUGAGAGUUCUAAAUGGCCGAAAAAUCGUGUAAUGUAAGAGCUUUGUUAGGAGUUUCCCAUAGUAGAACCAGCCGCCCUGAAGCUCAGGCCCAGCCCUGUGUCCCAAUACUUUUUGUGUAUAUAUGACUCCUAAAUUUGUACUUUGGGACCAGAUAUUAUCACACGGUAACUUGCCCUAAUGAUCAUGGCCUGAGUACCAAUCUCAGUUAUAUUAGAAAUACUUUUAACAAAAGUAUUUGUGGUAUUGUUGUUUAUUCCUUUUAUUUUUGUUUUCCUUUCAUUGCAUACAUGAUUGUACUUGAACUUGAAUCUAUGUCUGAUGAUAUGGAAUGAUAAAAUAUCCAUAAAUAUAGAAUAAUGAAAAAGAAAAGGCCUUAACAUUAAAUUACUUCUCUCAAUAUUGUGUGAUUGAUGCUCUAACAUGCUUUGUACUUAAAGCUGAUGGUUUAUGAAUCUUAGUUGAUUCAAAUUGAUUUUGACUUUCUUUAGGACUGCAUACUUCUGAAUUCUUUAGACAUGUUCUACAGAAAAAGUAACAUGGCCAGUAUAUCGUAACAUUAUUAGACUAUUCUGGAUUUCUUUUGUUUGCUGUGUUGGUAAUUGAAAAUUCAUGUAUUUCAUGUAUAUGAAAUGGUAUUUUUUAGGUUGGCAGCCUCGGUGGUUUCUUUUGUAUGGUGGAAUAUUGUCCUACUAUGACUCCAAAGAAGACGCUUGGAAAGGUUGCAAAGGAAGUAUCCAAAUGGCUGUCUGUGAAAUUCAAGGUACCGUUUUCACCAAAACUGCUCUUUGUGUUCAUACCUGGGUUUAAAAAAAAAAAAAGUCUAUCAAGUUCAACCAUUCCAAAUUGCACAAAAAAUAAAGGUUGACAGUCAUUCUCUUUCCAAUCACCCUACAAGAGUGUAAAAGAAAAAAUAAACAAACCUUGGAGGUAAUCCUAAUUGUUAUACCCUGCAUGUCUUCCUUUGGUAAAAUGGCAGCCAAAUGUCUUUGUAGUUUCGACUUAAAACAGUGAGAAGUAUUGAUAUACAAUGCAGAGGGGUAGGUAAAGAAAUAAUUUGCUUGGAACAAUAUAUCCAAAUUAACAUUACAUCACAUACUGUAUCUUCAGUAUCCCGUAUCCCCAGUACAGUACCAAUUUUAAUUUCCUGUCGUGCCCACCAGAGUUUUUCUCCAAGUGUCUCAUUUAUGAGUAUACCAGAACAAGUCCUCAAAAGUUGAAGCGCAAAUGUAUAAAAUAUGCUUGCUAUUGAAAGAUACUAUUUGUGGACAUGCAAGAGUUCUUGCGUAGCAUUCAGGUAUUGCUGGAAGAUUGCAGAACUCUGAAAAGUAUGACAUCAUUCCACAGGAGUUUAAAAGAUAGCUUUCAAAAACUGCUUAAAAACUAGUUGUGGGGUACAAGGGAAGCAUACGCUCCUCUAGUCUAAAGCCUUUCAGGCCCCCAAGCCAUUUUUGGUGCAGGUAUUACGUGCUUCUUUCUGAUGCAUCUCUCUAAUGUGCAUCAGUAGGGGUUCCCAAUGCAUCAUUGACACCCUAUCUUUAGUCCUUCCCUUUCAGCACACGUUAGGAUGGCAUUUUUAUUGAGAUCCAGUACAAUAAUAACAGAGGAUACAAACUCAUAAAACUUAAUAAAUGUCACCAUGUAGACAAGAACUUACACGUAGGCCUCCAAUCAAAAUACAAUUAGACCAUUGGUGCCAAAGUCAACUCCAGUUAAUACUAUCACAAAACUGACCUGGAUUUCUGCUAGACUUGGGAAAAACCUGUUUUAGCUGAGUUAGGCUACGAGCCAGGGACGUUAUAAAUAGAAAAUGACUAAACGUUUCUGGACAAUCUUGUUUGUUUGGGGAGUUCGUAUAAUGGAAAAUGUGUCAUCGUGUUGUCAUCUGUAAAUGCAAAUUGUAAAAUUAAGGAGUUGGUUCUAAUCUGUAUCAAAGAGCUUACCAUCCAUGCAAGAUUUAGCAUUAUCAUGAUGUAGUAUGACAAACCUAUAUAAACACUUCAAUUAAAAUAGGACACAAGCAGCGGUCGCAAGACUUGGGAGCUCCGGCAAGCCGACCCUGGGGUUGACAAUCGGCGAUCUAUGGCGCCAGGUGCAGGGAUCAAACUUCUCAGAUAACUUUUCUGGCGGAAUGGUAGACCAGACCCCGCAAACGGCACCACGACCGCAGCCCAGCCAAGCCAGACGCUGCCCCAGUAACCAGAGCAGUACUACAGGAGCUCCUGGCAGAUCUCCAGAGAAACAUAUCUGUUGAUGUGGCGGCAGUCCUCAGCGACAUAAAAGGCUGCAUGGAGGGUGCAGCAGCCAAGAACACCCAACAGAUCACAACUCCAACAAGAGAUUGGAGGCCUAUGGGCGCAAAACCGAACACUUGAGCACUGAUUUGCGGCACUGGAGGAUAACAGGUGUCGUAACAAUCUAAAGGUGCGUGGGGUGGCUGAAAUGUCCAAGAUGCCGAACUACCACACUUCAUGAGGCGUCUGUGGGGGACCCUGCUACCCCCAAAACAAGCUAGAUCGCUGCAAUUGAAGGGUCUCUUCCCCAUCCCUAGACCCAACAGGUCCCCAACCACAGCGUCAAGGGACCUGGUGGUCCGAUUCAGAAACGGAGCAGAUAAGGCGGCAGUGCUUAACGCCCUGAAAGGGAAAGCCCUGUACCAAUUUGAAGCAAUGACACUCCCCUUCUAUGCCGACCUCUCGGGGAGCACUCUAGAUUGGCGUAGAUCCCUUAGACCGCUUAUCACGCUCCUUCAACAGCACAAAAUGCAGUACCGCUGGCACCCAUCCCACACGCUACAGGUCUACCAUGGGGACGCCACACACCACAUACAAGAGCCCCAAGAGGCCACGGCUUUGCUGCGCACCCUGGGACUUCCUAUAGACUCCCUCGACCAAAACAAGCAGGACAUACAGCGCACCCAUAACUGGGACCCAGCUCGGAUCACCCCCUUCGUCCUGCAGAACCCCACACCAGCACAUUACGCAGCAGUGACAACCUGAAUCCAGACCGAAGUCCCCAACCCUGCGCUCAUGGGGAACCCCAUGAACUUGAUGGCACCUCUGCUUUUUUAAGCUUGGCACUUGACCCCCUUGUAGCUCCUAUUACCCCCACCUUCAUUGUUAAACGUUGAAAGUUAGUUACCUAAAGACCGGUUAGCUUCGCAACACACACACCUCCUAUUCCCCCCGCCUCAUUCAAGACCACUUAGGCAACAACACCAACAGACACGCUGAGGCAACACCAAAACACGACUGCAGGGCAAUCUAACGGCACCACACGACGAGGCACAAAGUAAUGCAGUCUAGAGAUCACACAUAGGAUCACAGCUUACCUAAGACUAAAAUCCGAACAGGUAGUUAUCUUCCUCCGCUAGACCACCACGACGACACUCACACAAGCUCUCAACGCCAACCUAAUAGGCACACACACUGCAUAUUCAGCUAACCAGCGCACCCAGCACAAGCAAUAAGGAGGUUAGCCAACACCUCACUACUGGAUCCCAUCGUUCAUUUAUAACCAUGUACCUGCAGAACAGUCACAUUCAUAGUCUAAGUUUCAUGCUAACCCAAUCUGUUACUAGAUUGGCACAGUUUACAUUCGUAUGUUUUUUCUUAUUACUAGGCACAAUCUUUUCUUGCUGAUCAAACGUAUAUAACCUGUUUAAAAAAAAGAAAAUGUGCCACGUACUCCUGUCAUGAUAAUGUGAGCUUUGAAAAGCCUAAUGAUGCUAUCAUGGCACCACAGGCGUGUUUGUUAACCCUACUGUACGAAAAAAUAAAGAAUUAAAAAUAAAAAAUAGGACACAAGCACAGCAAAAAAAUAAAUGAUUAAAGCUUUAGCAGACAAACAUUAAAACUUGAACAAACAUAAUCAACAACAACCCAUGCGUUAUGUAAUAUGCAUACCAUCAAUUCAUGUUUGUAGGUGACAGUGGACCAUGGCUUAGCUCCCUAUAUUAUACCUGUCAAAAAUGAUAUGACAUUACCUAGAUUAGGAAUAAAAUUCCAUCUAGUUUGGAAUGAUGACUUGGUAGAGUGACUGCAUGCCCAACUGUCUAUUACAUUGUGAUUGUCAUCUUGUAAGAGAGCUUCAGUUAUGUAUGUCUUGUCAUCAAAUGUAUUCCUACCUGAAGGUGAAUAGUUGGCGUUCAACUGGAAACUGGGCUGGUCUUUUCUUUCUGCAGCUGAUAUACAAGGAAUUCAUUUAGGCACUUGUAGAAGAGAAUACAAAAUACAAUAUUUUUUAUGUCGGGUGACAUAACUCAUUAUAAUACAUUAUUCAUGAUCAUACCCCUGUACACCUCGCUCAUUGUAGCAAAAUAUUAAUAAAACAUAAACCAAAAAUCUUUUUACGCAGACUCAAGACCACUUAUUUAAGAGCGGAGAAUUUAUUUUCAGUAUGUGGUCUCAUGUUCUCCUAUGCAUUUUGGUGGUCAAUAGGUAGCUGUUCUUUAAUUGAAUUUGUUAUAUAUGCAGAUGGUGUUAGUCCUGUCCUUUUACAUUACAGAAGCUUUUUGAGUGUUGAAACAGGGUUGUCUCUUGCAGAGAAGCGGUUAAAUAUUAAAGGGAUUCUGUAGGCACUGUAUCCACUUCAUCUCAUUAAACUGAUUUUAGUGUCUGGAGUCCCCUGGUACCGUCAUUUCAUUCAGCGUUAAACCAUUUUUAAUGUUUUAUGUUGUAAUGCUAAAUAACAGUCCCCAGCAGUCCAUCUCCUCUGUGCAGCUUUGGCUAAUAGGGAAGUAUUAGCCUGAGCAGCAUUGGGCAGCUGUGAUUGGCAAAGAGAGUCAGCUGACUGCUUUUAGCCUAUCAGAGCUCCAACUGACGGUAUGAAUGGGUAUGACAACAAGGACGUGUGCAAUCUCUGUCUUAGCCAUGCAUCCAGUAUCCUUAUUUAGUAUUAAACUGCUCUAAAGUGGAUUAGCACUAAAUGGAGGGACAGUACCAGGGAACUACAUGCACUAUAACUAAUUCAAAGAGAUGAAAUUAUUAUAUGGACUACAAUGUCCCUAUUAGCAAUUGAUCUUUUUUUUAAAAAUACUUGACGUCUAUUGUCAUAACUGAAUUAUACAUUGAGUAUUGUUUUCUUGUCAUUGUGCUUUUACAGUUCAUCCUUCAGACAACACUCGGAUGGACCUGGCUAUUCCAGGGGAGCAGUACUUCUACCUAAAAGCCAGGACGGCAGCAGAGAGACAGCAAUGGCUUGUUGCACUGGGAUCUGCAAAGGCCUGCAUAACAGACUUUCGAACAAAGAAGGAAAAAGGCAUGUGUUUAACGUUUGAAACCAAUGUACAAAUACGAAGCUUGGCACACUUCAUAAAUACAGGGUGUAAAACAUCAGGAGCUUUCAGCUUCAACUGUUACUUUGUGUAUACUUGCAUGAUCACCUUGGCAAUCGCCAUGUGGAGUGUUUGAAUUAAGGUUCCAAAUGAUAUAGAGGUGUGGUACAGGUCUUUGAUGUGAAAUUAGAAAGGCUGCAGAACCUGGAAGACUUGAUUGCCUUUUAUUAGCAACGGCCACACGCCCUUAUUGUGGUAAUUGGAUUGGAAUUAUAGGCACCGUUUAAAAAAACAUUAAUAACAGAUUACAAGAACACUCGGAUAUAAAUAUGUGACCCAUAAAUACAGACCCUGUUAUUAAAUUUGGUGUAAAUAAAAAAUGUAUAUAAAAAAAACACAACUCACAAGCACUUUUUCAUCCUCAAAGGUUAAUUCCACUGCAGUAGAGUGCUGUUCUCAUUUCCACCCAUAGCCAUUACCCCAACCAAAAUUAAAUUAACCCAAAAGUAACAGGAGCACUGGGUCACUGUUACACUGAUCUCUCUGCUUCACAAAGUACUUACAUUGAUAUUUAUCAGGAAUUGGUUAAUUCCUCAAUAUGGUUAAAGUGAACCUCUACUAGCCUAGAUGGUAGCGAGCAGCAUGACGUGUUUUUCAAGCAAUGCUUUACUAACAUGACAUCUGUUUAAACGCAGAUUAUGAAUUAAAUCAUCCUGUGCUGAUCUUCCACUUCCUCCUCUGAUUAAAACUGGAAAUGGGUGUUUUAUUUUGGGCAGUGUGUUUUUCCUUUUUUUUUUUAUAAAAUUUUUUUUGUAUAUGAUAUAUAUAAUCUCCUGUGCCGAAAAAAGAUCCCUUCCAACUUGAGACCAAUUUGAGAUUUGCAGGUGAUGCAUAACAGUAAUUUUUAAUUUGCACUGUGAGGUGGUGUGUCAUGUUUGGCCUUCCCACAAUCUUUUUUGUACCUAGCUAAUAUGUAUUUGCACCAUAACCACUGCAGUUCAGUGCAAAGAAUCUGACUGCUGAAUUUUUAUUUUUGUUUUUUAUUUUUUAAUGUUUUUGUUGUCAAACUGGUAUUUACACGUUACUCUGAUUGGUAGUGAUUGGCUGAUAGAUAUGGAGCUGGUUUGACCAAUGGGUUAACAGACUUGAUAUUGGUUACGUGGAAGUGUAAAUGACCUAUUAUCAAGGCAGAAUAGAACAAAUGCUCUAUGGAUUCAGAAGACAGGUGUACUCCACCUCCCUCCCCCAUGCUCCCUUUGUUGUUUCCAAUAUUUGUGACAUUAAUAGAUAAUGCAUUUUGAAGGGCAUCUGUUCUGAAGAUUUCAUGUUUUCCAUCCCCUUUCUGUAGUUUAUAACCCUCUUGUACUUACAAGGUUAAUCCUCAUUCAGCGUCUGUUAAAACACAUGUAUAAUUUGAUGUUUUACUCGUCCUGUUUAGAGUUCAGUGACAAUACAGAUGUUUUGAAAAAGAAGAUGUCAGAACUAAGACUAUAUUGCGAUAUCCUGGUCGAACAAGUCACGAAAACAAAAGAAACCUCUGCCAUCAACUUUUCUGAGUCUCAGGUGUGUGGAGUUACAUUAAUUUUUCUAAUUGAUUAGUAAGGUGCUGGAUGAAAAAUGGCUCAGGUUUAGUCUUUCAAUGUAGGUGUUCACUCAAUAUAUCUACAAAAGGAUACAUAUCUCUACAGUCAGGGAUAUUUUUAAAUUUAAACAUUUUUUUUAUUUUUUUAUUUUAAUUUUUUAUUUUGUCUCAGAAAAACGGGAGACAUAUCUGAGGAUAUGAAAAACACAAAAGAAAAACUAUAAUGGGAAAACUACCCUCUAGGGGGCGCUCCCAAUAGCUGGUAUAGGUAUAACAAAAUACGCCGUUCUUACAAAAAAUACCUGUGAGCUUAUUUGGAGAAAAAGGUAAAAAAUACAAGGAAGAGGCACACUAGCUUCUUUGGUACUGUACAACUUUGGUUGUCCUUUCAACAACAAUGAUACACUGAAACUUUAUUUUACUUCUAUUACAAGAAGGAUACAAUAGUGUCAGUAUACCCAAAUGAUGGUGCUCCUAGAUACUAUAUUCCCCUGUAACGCUGCAUCAGUGCAGCUAAAUGGCAAUUCAUAGCAAUAUGAAUACCUGGGAAAUGCAAUGAAAGCCCUUAGAGGAUAAUCAACAGGGGGAUAAUAAGUUCAAAUAUGAUUCCUUGGAUCCAUCUAAGGUGGAUUGGCAAAGCAAUAAGGAUGCCCUAUUUGUAGGUAGAUAGGGAUCAUAGGUAAAUAAAGAAAACAAAAAAUAAAUAAAUACUGGGACACCAGAGAGGGAGCCCUGGUUAGAGGAACAUAGCUGGAAUAUCUAUGGAGUGAUAACUAUAAAUUGGUUCCUUAUGAGUAAGGAUUUCAGCCAUUAUGUCCUAGAAGAGGGAUUCUAGGUGCGGGGUUAGUUCAUCACGGAAUAUUUUGUAGUAGCCUCCCUAGAAUCCAUCUGGACCCAGGGCUUUACCCCCCUUCAGUGCUGAGAUAGCCAUAUUGAUCUCAUGCUCUGCCUCAGGGUGUGUGCCAGUUUUGUUUAUUCAUUUUGGUGGAUUUCUCGUAGUAGGUUCUUUUGGACCACAGUAGGGAACAUGCCGUAUCUUCAAUCAGAAGUUCCCGUAUGGAAUGUCGCAAGGCCUGGAGCUGUAGGGUUUAGUGGGUUGGAGUGGUUUUGUCUCUUUGUUCUGUUUUACGUAAUGUCUAGAGGAUUAGUGAACUUUAGGGUUUUUUGCUUCUUUUUGUGGGUUGCUAUUUUAAUGAGGGUACCUCUUCUCACCGCUUUAUGUGCGGCCCAGACAGUGCCCAUGGGGAUCACAGGAGUUAGAUUUUAAAGAAAGUACAUGGAGAUUUGUUGGCGAAUGGUAUCUACUACAGUCGGGUCUUUCAGUAGUGAAGUGUUUAGUUUCCAGAUCCACGGGAAGGAUGUAUGUAAUCUGCUAAGGUAUAUGGUAGUGUCCGCAUGAUCGAACCAUGCUAUAGAUCCUAUAUCAAUAUUUGUGACCUUCGAGAAUCCCUCGUGGUUAGUGAGAAAGAGAUCAAUGCGUGAAUAGGUGUCAUGGGGAGAAGAGUAAAACGUGAAAUCUCGGCAGUCUGGGUGUUGUGCCCUCCAUGCAUCUAUGAGCCCUGUUUUUUUUUUUUUUAAUAAAGCGGUGCAGUAGUUUUUCCUGUUCGCCCAUGCCGUGUGAUCCCUGGGCGUAUGCUUCAACGUGGCACCAAUUUCGGCUGCCGAUAGAAGUCACCACCUAGUAUGAUGACCCCCAUCAAUAUUGGAGAUCCGGUCCCAGAAAGCUGGUGAAGGGUUGUUGGAUGCAUAUAUAUUGAUAAUGUGUAUAGUGUGUGAAUGUUUCCAGCCCGUAGCCUGGAUGUACCUGCCCUCAGGAUCAGAGACCAUGUGGAAGAUCAGGAGUGGGCAUCUUUUGUGGAUCAGAAUAGCUACUCUGCUAUGUUGCAGCAGGCCCUGACUUCUAUGGCGACGGUAUAGGUAUGAUCUCUGAUGGAGACCUGGGAAGAUUUUGGUAGGUCUCCUGUAUGAAAGCAAUGUCUGGGUUCAGUCGUUUGAUUUCCCUCAUUGGGGUGCGUCAUUUACGUGGGGCAUUCAGGCCUUUGGUAUUAAGAGAUGAGAUCUUCAGAGCCAUGUUUGGGGACUACAGAGUAUUAUGUGGAGUAUUGUUAUGAGAUUGAAGGGGUGAACACAAGUUGAGGCAUGCAUCCACAAGUCAGCAGCCACUCUCCACCACCGCUCCAAUACUUUGGAACCCUUUGAGUCAAGCAGAGGAUAAGGAGGAAGUUGAUUGCAUUUGUCCGACCAGAGGGAAGGAAGGUAUAAGAAGAGUAUAGAGUGGGGAAUCAAGGAAGAAGAGAGCAAACAAUGUAAAACAUUGCAAAGUGAGUCUGGUCUUAUACGUCGCCAGACUGUGGGGGUGUGCAUGAGCCUCGGUUUCCGCCGGAGACAUAUCCAGAAGGAAAAGGCGUCAUUGACCAUUACACUGGGAGAGUCCUCCUAAGUCAUUGAGGAGGGAAAUACUAAAAAUAUGCAGAAAGUAUAACCGUUUGAUACAUUUCCCUGUAACGGGCCUAACUGUAGAACCAUGUAAGACUCAACUUUGUUGUAGGCUGAGAUCAUAUAUGUCACCUUAGACCCUGGUUUAUUGGGCAGGGAAUAAGGAAGAAGGAUGGGAGAUGGGGGGAGAGGGGGUGGUUUGUGGGGGGCCUUUGUCUUGAGCAGAAUAAGGUGGGGGGGCUUCUAUUAUCGUCACUUUUUUAGCAUUUGGUACAGGUGCAGUUGUACAGCUCGGAGCUUAUUUGGGCAACGUAAAGUAGGACAUUAUUUGCAUAUAAAUAAAAAAAAAAUCAACUAAAAUGUGCCGGGCUAGUGGGCCUAAUUGUCCCUUUCGUAAUAGUAGGUAGUAGUGUGUCUGUCUUUGUAGUUAUUGUUUGUUCGUGAGUUUCAUGAUGUUCCCUUUAUAGAUUUUGUAUGUAUCUGUUCGUGGGGUUUUCAACUGUUUUGUAUUGUUAUCAAUAUUCUAAUUUAGUUUAACAAAUAAAAAAAAGACACUUGGGUUUUUUUUUUUUAAUUUGUUAUGCCUAUGGUGUAGUAGUGGUUCCCCCAGUACAUAGUUAACUUAUGCCUUAGAGUCUAACUGAGGUGUCUAACUGAGGUGUCGUGAGGUCAAGGGUAUAACAGAAGGAGGGUAUCCACCUAGUAUGUGUAUGGGAAGGGAACUGGUGGCUCAGAGCCUAAGGCAGAGUGAGGGAGGUGUUUACCCUGGGGGUUCCCGAAAAUUCCACAAUUCGAACAUAUAAAAAAUAAACAGGUUAACAUGCAACAGGUAGAUAGAAAGACCUUGUCCAUCAGGUGUCAUGGAUGAGAGAAAAGGAUAUAUGCAGCUCACGGCUCAUCUUGGGUCAUAGAUCUUUCUGGAUAGCAUGUUGGGUUGGACCUGGUGUUGGUACGCUGCAGGGUAGAGAGGGGUAAGACCUGCAAGGUCCCUCUGUACCACAUGAAAUCAGCAGGGGAUUACAGAGUGGAUUAGGGAGGCAUUGGUAUGCAGAAGGUCUGUGAUCAGCUUCCAUUCACUUCUCUUCUGGAGAGUGGUAGGGGCGAGAUUUUGGAAGAAGGUAGGAUACGUUGUUCCAGAGCCGCCGUCCUUGAGCCCAGGGAGUGGAUCUCUGCCAUAACUGCCUUUAAAGUUCCACUCUAUCUCUCGGGCCAGUUUCACCAGGAUCUGAGGCGUGUCCUCUGUGAGGCUGCCUGGAGUCUGGGAGGCCUCAGAGCACGCUGGAGAGGCAGGCGUGUGCAGGUUGUUCUUAAGAUCAUCUUGUAGCUCAGGGCGCGAGGCUCGGCAGGCCGCAAACCAGUACAGGACCAUUAUACUCGUACCAGAGGUUUUUUGUGGAUGGUUUGCAAGGGUUACGUUUAUCCAUGUUUCCUCAGGGCAAGAAAACUCAGUGUGAGGUAGCUAUUAGAAUGCUUAAAUUAGCUGCUUGUUAGGAGGCCGGUGCGGAGCUGUAGACAAGCACGUCCAGCUUGCUUACCGGUCAAGCCAUGUCACCCCGUAUCCCCCCAAAGAUUUAUAUUUUUUAACAUGAUGUUUUUAAUUAGAAACAUAGAAACAUAGAAACAUAGAAUGUGACGGCAGAUAAGAACCAUUCGGCCCAUCUAGUCUGCCCAAUUUUCUAAAUACUUUCAUUAGUCCCUAGUCUUAUCUUAUACUUAGGAUAGCCUUAUGCCUAUCCCACGCAUGCUUAAACUCCUUUACUGUGUUAACCUCUACCACUUCAGCUGGAAGGCUAUUCCAUGCAUCCACUACCCUCUCAGUAAAGUAAUACUUCCUGAUAUUAUUUUUAAACCUUUGUCCCUCUAAUUUAAGACUAUGUCCUCUUGUUGUGGUAGUUUUUCUUCUUUUAAAUAUAGUCUCCUCCUUUACUGUGUUGAUUCCCUUUAUAUAUUUAAAUGUUUCUAUCAUAUCCCCCCUGUCUCGUCUUUCCUCCAAGCUAUACAUGUUAAGAUCCUUUAACCUUUCCUGGUAAGUUUUAUCCCGCAAUCCAUGAACCAGUUUAGUAGCCCUUCUCUGAACCCUCUCUAAGGUAUCAAUAUCCUUCUGAAGAUACGGUCUCCAGUACUGUGUACAAUACUCCAAGUGAGGUCUCACCAGUGUUCUGUACAAUGGCAUGAGCACUUCCCUCUUUCUACUGCUAAUACCUCUCCCUAUACAACCAAGCAUUCUGCUAGUAUUUCCUGCUGCUCUAUUACAUUGUCUGCCUACCUUAAAGUCAUCAGAAAUAAUCACCCCUAAAUCCCUUUCCUCAUAUGUUGAGGUUAGGACUCUAUCAAAUAUUCUGUACUCUGCCCUUGGGUUUUUACGUCCAAGAUGCAUUAUCUUGCACUUAUCCACAUUAAAUGUCAGUUGCCACAAUUCUGACCAUUUUUCUAGUUUACCUAAAUCAUUUGUCAUUUGGCUUAUCCCUCCUGGAACAUCAACCCUGUUACAUAUCUUAGUAUCAUCAGCAAAAAGACAUACCUUACCAUCAAGACCUUCUGCAAUAUCACUAAUAAAAAUAUUAAAGAGAAUGGGUCCAAGUACAGAUCCCUGAGGUACCCCACUGGUGACAAGUCCAAGCUUCGAAUAUAUUCCAUUAACUACAACCCUCUGUUGCCUGUCACUCAGCCACUGCCUUACCCAUUCAACAAUAUUGGAAUCCAAACUUAAAGAUUGCAGUUUAUUGAUAAGCCUUCUAUGUGCAACAGUGUCAAAAGCCUUACUGAAAUCUAGGUAAGCAAUGUCUACUGCACCACCCUGAUCUAUAAUUUUAGUUACCCAAUCAAAAAAAUCAAUAAGAUUUGUUUGGCAUGAUCUCCCUGAAGUAAACCCAUGUUGUCUCUGAUCUUGAAAUCCAUGUGUUUUUAGAUGUUCAUCAAUCCUAUCCUUUAACAUGGUUUCCAUCACUUUCCCCACUACUGAAGUAAGGCUUACUGGCCUAUAGUUGCCCGACUCCUCCCUAUUACCUUUCUUGUAAAUGGGCACAACAUUCGCUAACUUCCAAUCUUCUGGGACUACUCCUGUUAACAAUGAUUGGUUAAAUAAAUCUGUUAAUGGUUUUGCUAGUACACCACUAAGCUCUUUUAAUAGCUUUGGGUGUAUUCCAUCAGGUCCCAUUGACUUAUUUGUCUUUACUUUUGACAGUUGAAAUAGAACCUCUUCCUCUGUAAACUCACAUGUAAUAAAUGACUCAUUUAUCCUUUUUCUCAACUGAGGUCCCUUUCCUUCAUUUUCUUCUGUAAAUACAGAACAAAAAUAUUCAUUGAGGCAGUCAGCCUGACCUUUAUCCUCUUCUACAUACCUUCCUUCUUUUGUUUUUAAUCUAACUAAUCCUUGUUUUACUUUUCUUUUCUCAAUUAACUUGAUAAAAGCUAUGUUUUUAUUCCUAUUUACCUGAGAUGCCUACUUAGCAGGAGUCAUUGUUCCAGAAACUUUUCCAUGAGUUGGCUUGCUGUAGUUGGUGUUUGGCAUAUGCAUUUUUUUUUUUGUAUUUUUUUUUUUUUUGUGUACUGUUUUGUUACCUCCAGCUUCCACUGUUCAAAAAGUUAUUAAAGGGAAACUAUUGUGCCAGAAAAACAAACUUGUUUUCCUGGUUCUAUAGCUUCCCCCUCCAUCAAUGCCCCCCCUCCUUCUGUCAUUUACCUGGAUCCAGCACCGAUGUCCCUCGGCGCUGGCUCAUGUCCGCCUUCACUUCUUUCUUGCCAACGUCAGCCGGCGGGGGAGAUCUAAUGCGCAUGCGCGGCAAUGGCUACAUUAGGUAUUCUCCAUAAGUAAGCAUUAUUCAAUGCUUUCCUAUGGGGAUUCUGAUGACGCUGGAAGUCCUCAUGCAUAGCGUCAUUUAGGCAACCAAAAGUUGCCUGGGCACCCGGAAGUCCCUCUAGUGGUUGUCUGACAGAUGGCCACUAGAGUAAGAGUUAACCCUAGCAGAUAACUAUUGAAAUUUGUUAAAAACUGCAAUAAUUACCUGCUCAGGGUUAAGGGUGCAGGUACACUGCACCCAGACAACGUCAAUGAGCUGAAGUGGUUUGGAUGCCUAUUGUGUCCCUUUAAGUUGUCCUGCUCUGUUAUUGAGUAAACUUCUGCUCCGACUCUUAGAUCAUAAAUCUGAGUCUCACGAUUCAUAAAACCUGGUAACUUUAAAGGGAUAGAUUUAUAGUGUUAGGAAUACACCCUCUUCCUCCCCUGCCCUGCCGCUAAAGGGUUAAAAAAACAACAACUUUAUGCUCCAGCAUCAUCCAACAGAGGUGACCUAAUGCGUAUGAGCGGCAAGUACAUUAGGUCCUCACUGUAGGAAAGCAGAGUCUUUUCGAAUCCCUGAAGCACUUCUAGUGGCUGUCUGAUAGACAAACUGGAGGCAGUCUUACUGCUGCAAAGUACUCGUUGCAGUUUCUCAAAAAGGUCUAAGUGGGACAGGGGCACUGCACCCGACAACUUCAAUGAGCUGAAGUGUUCUGUGUUCCUAUAGUGUCCUUUUAAUGAAACCGCAUGGGAAUACAGACAUUUGCAGAAUGACUCCAUGUAGUGAAUGCAUACUCUUCCAUAAACUGUCCUCUUCGUCAUCAUUUGAUAAACUGUGUCAUUAACAUUAACAAUGCCUGGAUAUCUGCAGGCCUCAACAAAGUACACCUAUACUCAAGGAAUUAAACCAUAUUUGAGAACUGUGGAGAGAGAUGGAAAAAGUAGACUUUUCGUUAUGUAUUAUUUUACUCUGUAUAUUUACUAAACGAUAUGAAAUUCAUUGUGUCAGACUCUAGUACACAGGAAGGUGGGGGGAAAAAACUAAACUUUCUUGUCAGGAUAUAUGUGACCCUGAAGAAUAUUUCCAUUCCUUAAAGGGCUACUCCAGAUUCCUAAAAGCACUUUAGCUUGCUAAAGUGCUUUAUGUGUAAAGUGUAUUUUUUUUUUUUAUUUCCCAAAAAGUACAGAUUUCAUUAGAACUUCUAACUUAACCUUGUUGCAUGUCCCAGAGCUUCCAAUCACAUAACCUGUCCUGUCUGUUACUUCCUGGUUGUUUAGCUCAGUGGAGCUAAACUACAGAGGCAGCAAUUGCUCGGAGCACCUACCUUGCAAAGACUUCUUAUUGAACUGCAUUGGGGAGUUUGUGAUUGCAAAUUCUAGAGACAAGAGAUCUGUAGCUUUUGCACGCUCUUUUUAGAUAUACCCCAAAUUUAAAAAGUAUCAUUAACCCCCCUACUGAUAGCAAACUAGGACCCCACAUAUUUCCCCCCAACCACCUGAACCCUACACAUACCCCCCACACACACACACCACACAAAUAAAAGCAUGAUCAUAAGACUAGGGAACCCACCCAUCACAAAAACAAAAUACCACACCUCGUACACCACGAACACGAGUAGCAGAAAUAAAUAUAACAGAACAACCUCAGGCACUAGGCGUAGACCCGAAUUUCACCACACUGGAAAGCCUCCACAUCUACAGCUUAAACGAGACGACCACCCAUGGGUCGAGACCACCUAACUCUCACACUGAUCACACCUGCACGCAAAAACAAACACAGCAGACCAAACCCCAGACCCAUAUACAACCGAAAGAGAGACAAACCUGACAGACACAACACAGGAAGAGUCAAACACGCCCCCAGAGGCGAAGACGACAAGACCCAUGACCAAGUAACAACCUUUACCUGAGACAUACAAAAACUGAACUACUCAACCUAGAAGACUGACGGGAGGUUUCGCAAUAAACCGUACUGAUACCAAUGAAAUGAAACGAAACUGCAAAGUAUUGGAUAUCACUGCUACCCUACCCCUAUCUUUAUUCUGUACCCUUUACCUCACCUAAACCUGAAAAAAAAAAAAAAGUAUUAUUAAAUGCAUGUAUGUUUUCAUUGGGAGAGAGGGGAGGGGGACUAUUUUUAUAUAAAUUUAUAUAUAUUUUUGUAUUUAAGCAAUGCCUUUAAUGUCACAGUGGCAUCGUUAUGUUGCUAGAUGUUUUUCAAUGUCAUGUAUUUAUAUUGCAGGAAAACAUUGAUAUGGGAGCACUUUUGAAAUCUACAUGUAAUACAUUCCUGAAAACUCUGGAGGAGUGUAUGCAGAUUGCAAAUACUACGUUAUCAUCUCACCUCAUUCAUGCCACACCUCCGGGGUCACCGCACCUUUCUGUCCUGAAACCCAGCAAGGUACGAAUUAUGUUCCUUCUGUGCAAUUGUGUCUGGAUAAAGAGUGCAUCAAUACGUUUUCAAAAUCUGUUUGUAGCUUAACAAUUUUUAUAAAGCCAAUUUUAUUGUUUUAUUUAUUUAUUGGGGAGGGGUAGUAAUUUACUUUAUUAAACUGUUUCCUCUCACCUACUAUUUGUAUUUGGGUAGCUGGUGACAAUAACUGUUGCACAUUGAGAAACUGACGUUCACAUGAAUGCACUCAAAUACUGAUAACCUUUUACGCACAAACACACACACACACACCCUUUUUGUGGAUAAGCCUGUCACAAAAAAAAAAAAUUCCUCCUGACUUUUGGCAUUUGACUCUUGCCGUUUCAUAUCCUAGGUACAUCGACAAGAGAAGCUUCACACACACAAGUUAAAUGAAAUAUUCUGUCCUUCUACUGGGUGAACAGCUAGUCCUCAAGCCCUGUGACCAUGUUCUGUAGCAGUCUUUUCUUCUCCCUCAGGCAAUUGAAAACAGGGAGUGGUAGGGGUGUCAAGGCCACUGAAUGGGGUCUCCGUUUGUCCUGGUGUAAUGUGGGUGCUCAGUAUUCAGCUUGUGGGAAGAGUGUGUUUUCCCACACAUUAAAACCUCUGACAGGUGAAGUGUAUAACAUUGAUUAUAUCUUCACACUGGCACCAGUCAAGGAAUAGGAUAUAGUAAUCGUUAUUUUGGGACCAUAGGUUCUCCAGCCCCCUUUUAGUUUAAAAACUUAAAUUAAAUAAAGAUUACUUACUUCGUUUCCAGCGCCAGGACUUCUUUUCUGCUUCUUCCAGCUCCUCCUUCAUGAUCACCGAAACACUGCACUCCUACAAUCAGAUGUUACUAUCAGCAGCAUUUGAUUCACAGACAUGAAGUGCCUCGAUUGUCAGGAAGACAUUCACUAGUGGUAGAUUAACCCUUUACACUACACAGUGUGACGAUAUAUGAUGUGUCCCUUCCUGGUUUACAAUGAGUCUAGGGUCCUUUAUUGGGUUAUCUGUGUUAUUGAAUUAUAGAGCUUUACAAAUCUGUAUCUGAACGAUUUUGUAAUAUAUAUAUAUAUAUAUAUAUAUAUAUAUAUAUAUAUAUUUUUAUUUAUUUUUUUAUUUUUUUAUUUUUUUUAUUAUUAUUAUUUUUUUUUAUUAAGGUACGUCGCUCGACAUUAUCUUCUCAAGUAUCUGUGCAAAGGUAAGCAAUAAGCAGUAUGUUUCUCUGUUAGAUGCUUGUUUCAUUAGUCUUUCGUUUUCUGAAGUCUGCUGUGAAUGUGCAGCUGUAUGAGUGUUUUCCUACAGUAAUUCUAGGGAGCCAUUUACAUAUAACAAGUUCCCUGGAUUUCCAUUUAAGCCUAGGGCUUCUGUAAAAUCACACACUAUGAUCUGCAGUGCUUCCACCAUAAAAUAAAGGAAAAAAUGAUGAGACCAGGUUUGGGUGAGCUAUAGUGAGCCCAGAUAGAAAUGGCUGGGAGCUACGCACAGUGUAGAAGUCUAGAAUCAAGACCCUCGUUACCCUCCAUUUGGGAUACCAGUGAACUUUGGUCAGUACUCCUCUCCACAGAGGCUGUACAGUAUUAGGACAAUCUCUUAGUGGCUCGCUAUAACUCUGCGUAGUAAAAGUCCAGCCAAGAGAAAGCGGCAGCAGCAAUUUUCACACGUUUCAUCACUCUCAGGGAUCUGUGAAAUGAAGUGCUUUGACUAACCGGGUCUCACCUAUGCAGACCAGCCCAACUGACAGACAUGUUGUAGUAGCAGGAUUUGAUCUAUGGGAUUUACUGCAGGAGACACCUACAGAAACUAGGAAUAUUUUUGUUUCUGUUUAAUGUUUUCUUCAGUUUUUAAGUAAUAAAUAUUUUGUAAUGCAGGUAGCCCUCACUUUGUGACAUGCCUGCUUUACGACUGCUCAGACUUACGACCAGCUCUUUAGAGUUUGGAGGGAUUCGAGGGAUUCCCCACGUUAGAGAGCUGGUCUAUGUUUGGGGAAUUUUCCCAGAACAUAGAUUUUAGAGAUUCCCUGCACUAGUGUGCUAAUCUAUAUUCGGGGAAUUUUCUCCAAAAAUAUAUUCGAGGAAUUCCCCACGUUUAAGAGCUGGUCUAUGUUCGAGGAAUUCCCCCGAACAUAGACCUGCAUCCUAGCGCAUCCUCACUCCCUGACCAAUUCGUUUUACGACCGAGACCUAAGAACGGAACCCGGUCUGUAAGUGAGGACAGCUUAUACAUUGAAAAUGGUAAAAAUAACCUUUGAAGUGACUUUUGUUAUAGACACGGUGCAUUUACACAAGCAGUUCAUAGAUGAAUACUUUUAUCUCCCACAGGAAGUCCGAACUAAACAAUAAUCUUGAAAUUGACACUUUAAAAGAAAAGGCAAAUCACAAACCUCAAACAAUAACUGAGAGCGAGCGCAUGUUUGGUGUUGAUAUCUCCAAAUCUAUCCCAGUCAGUACAGUGUGCAAUGAGGAAUCCAUCUCCUCUGUCGGUAAGCUUGUUUGACAACAGAUGUAUUUGUGAUAAUUCUAUAUCUAUUUCCAUUCGUCAAGGAAGGAUACCUGUAAAAAAAAUAACCAUCUCCAGGCUACUAAAAUAUGUGUGAACUAUAAAAAAAAUAGGAGUGAUAAUCCGCAGAUGUAUUAUAGCGGCUGCAUAAUAACACAAACUUGAGGAAAAUAGAAUAACAAAUAGAACAGUCUAUUUGCAAGCAGUUUAAACUGGUCAAGAAUUGACUACAUUGUGGCAGUCAAUAUGAUCUGUAUAUCUCACACGUGGGCAUGUAAUCUCUUGAAUGAAAGCUUGAGUGCAUUCACAAUCAAGUUAAAUUCUCUGUGUAGCACCGUAACCUGGGUAAAACACUUCUAUCAUAUGUCGCAAGUGUUUGCCGAUUACAGUGCAGCAUAGACUUCAACCGUGCUAAUUUGUGACAUUGCAUUCCCUCUCUUCACAAAGUGAUCUUUGGAGAAAUGCGUGAUAUCAGUUCUUGUACUCUUCUACAUUACAUUUAUUAUUGUUUAAAGCCUUUUUAUUCCAAGUAUAUUUGAUUUUCUCUGACACUUUUUUUUUUUUAAUUUUGUUUUUCCUUUUUUUUUAAAUUGGUUUUCUGGAUUAAUUUGUGUAGAUUUAUGAGGAAACCUUGUAUUCAAUUAUUGCAAAUGUGUGCAGCCUUUGAAAAAAAGCGCUUAAUUUCAAUCACAAGACUAAAAAAAAAUGUUUAUAUGCCAGGAUUUGACAAAGCAAAAUAAACCUAUUUGCCAGCUCGUGUCCAGCAGCUGCCCUGGUGCCCUCCCAGUGUAAGUAGUCAAACUGUUUAAGGACCGGCUUAUUGGCUGAGAGUGUCAGCUGAGUGCGAGAAUGUCAAUUGAGUGCUCUCCGUCAAUCAGCACCUCCCUGCACGACCGGCUUAGAUAAGUGCAGGAUCUUUUAGGGGGCAGAGGAAUCCGUGGUGGGUGCUUGGCAGGACUCAGGUAAGUUCUCAAACCAUUUAAAAAAUGGGUUGACCACUUACAGUGAGAUGGCACUCCUAGCAUCGUAACCACUCUAGUAAGUGGUUAUGGUGCUUGAAGUGUUCCUUUAAAGUUAAAAUUGUAUUUCAAGCUAGCAAUGUAUAGAUGAAAUAUUGUGCUUUUUGUCACAACUGAAUGACAAAUAUAGUUUGGUGCAGGCUUUUGUACUUUUGUAUUGGGCUGAAACUAGUCCCUGAAAUGUUAACCGUUCAAUAAAAGUCAAGGUUUGUGGGGAGAUUUAUAAAAUUGCCUUGAACAGAAAAGAGGUGCGAAAUCCCCAGAGCUGUUCUUAUUAAAACAUUGGAAUGUGUCUGCUGAUUCUAUUGGUUUCCAUGGUAAUAGCCCCAUUGUUUUAGAACUUUGCACCAAUAUCUGAUCAGAACACUUUUAGAAGUUUCCUUGUGUGUUGGUUUUGUUUAUUUCAGUAACAAAUGCUACAAAGUAAAACUUUCAUUCUUAUUUCAUGCAGACAGUAAAGAUACACCAGAUCUUAUAUCUACACCCUCCAAGGACAUCGUUGGCAACCAUUUAGAUAGCGAUACCAAGACCGAGUUACAUUCCGUUACAGACAUGGUACAGCAAGAGAAGGGAGAAGGAGACAAGGAAGAUGAAGGAGGAGGUGAUGACCAAGAAGGAGCUGAUGAUGCAAUUCAGACUUUUUUCAGUGUAAUGACUCACAGGUAUUACUAAUCAUUUGGCUGAAAUAGCCUGCAGAUUAGUGCUAAGCUGUCACCAGACUGCUGGAGUGCAGUAAUGUUCGUUGAGUUUAACCAUUCCACUUAACAGCAUUGAAUAACAGGCUUGUACAAUAACAUUCACACGAACAUUGAAUAAUUUAGACAUUCCUAUCCCCAAGGAAGGCUUUUAAAAAAUGAGACCUAUCAUACUGUAAACUGAUCUAGUGUCUCUCUGUAUACCUGUACCUGAUAUUAGUAUACUGAUAGCAGUCAGUAGAAAGGAAAUGUAGGGAAGCAUCGCCUUCAAAAGUGUCCUCAACUCAAAUAGAUAUGAGAAAUAAGACAAAUAAAACGGAAUAUGGUGUAAUCUUUUUGAUAAGAAAGGAAAUGCACCUACAAUCUUCUGGAGCUUGAAAUUAGCUCCAGAUAUAUGCGCAUGGGUGGUACAAUCUGUGCAUAUGCUGAUCCUGGUCUCAGUCUUGUGUUGGAAGAUCUCCUUAGGCCGGUCAGCAGCAUGUGGUGGUCAGCGUGGAUGGAAGUACCGUAUACCCUUUUAUAGCAGUAAGAGUUCUCCAGCAUAUAAAAUGAAAAUAACAGAAGAUAAUGCUCUCUGUAUUGCUAAAAAAAAUAUAGAAAAGGAGGUAUACUUCCAAAGGGAGAGCACAGUAAAGUUGUACUCCGUCUUAUACAGCUUAGAUUGUAUCUUUCCCACCAAGGAAAUCGAUAUAAGAGAUGAAAACAGGAAGAUCCAAAUUUCAGUAAAAAACAUUUUUUAUUUCAAACUUAAAAUAGUAAAACCACAAUUUAACAAUAUUUUUUAUCAAUUUGUUGCCAUUCAGCGCUGUCAUGUUAUAUAUCCUACUUUUAAAUGCCAUCAAGCAUUUAGCAUUGCUGGUGCCAGCAUGAAGCACAUCAGACCAUAUAUUUUUUCCACAUUUUUGUAUGACGUAUUGGGUUAAAUGCUUUAGAAGCACUUAAAUGUUUAAUAUAAUCUGCACACUAAAUUAUUUAUUUUGCAUGGUAUGCAUUAUUAUACAAUAGAAGAGUAUUAAUGGAAUUAAAUGUACAGUAUGUGUUUAAAUAUUGCUUUAGAUCAUUUGGAAUAUCAUAUUUAUUUUUUGUUAAAUAUAAUUUUUGCGAAAUCUCAUGUAUAUUAGAUUAUUAUCUGUGGAGUUAAAUUAGGAUAUUAUCUAUGGUUAAUUCCUUUAUUAUAUGUUAAAGUAUUGUCAGUGGGCUUACAUCAUAUAUAUGUUAGAAUAUAAUAUGUAAUAAUAGUAGAAUCCUGUAUGUGUAUGUUAGGAUGUAAUUGGAGUGGUUGAAUUUUGUUUUAUAUUGGAAUCUGAUCUUUUUGCCUUUUUUUUUUUUUUUUUUUAAGGUUCAGUGAUAUUAUACUGGAUGAAGAUGAUGGCAUACCAACGCAAGAUUUCUUGGAUUCUUGUUACGCAGUGGUCCCAGUUCUGGGUAGGUCCAGUUUGGCCAUACAUAAUAUUUUAUAAUGUUUGCCCUUAUUCCUAAUAAAUCAUAUCCAGCCCAGCAUAUCCAGCCAGAUGUCCCAGGCCGCAGGUGGACCUAAUCCCUGCAUAUGCUUCUGAAUGAUAUGACAGAAUCCAUUAUGAAAAUGCAAAACACAUCAGUAGCCCUUGGUUUUAUAACUGUAGUGCAAUGAUCUGGUGCAUGGUCAUCAUUUGACAGCAUGACCCAUUACUUCUCAGUUUUACUUAUGUGCUGGUUUCAUAUUUGUCCGAGUGUCUUCAAAAUGAGAAAAGUUUAUGACUUUAUAUGAAUGAGGCACCAGUUUAUGUUUAUGUGCUUAAAUACACAUAAUGUUAGUAGAUGAACAGCGUGACAUCUUCAGACCUGGCCACGUUGGAAUGUAACCUUGAUAAGACAAAUCAAAUAUUGACAGAUAUGCCUACAUAGCUCUCGCAUAUGGCUUUUAUCUGUGGCUUGUAAGGGCAUUAAAGCAUGGAGCUAAAUGGCUUCAUGUCUCCAAACUGUGUCCAAUAAUUAAUUUAAGAGCUUUUUAUUCCUACUAGUAUAUGAUAUUGAUAUUCUAUAAUUCCAGUAAAUGACUGAAAUAAAUCUUUGAUUAAAUCCAAUUGGCUUGAGGUGUGUGUGUCUCCAAAAAUACUUAUUUUUAAACAUGUAUUAUAAGAACACUAUCGUGUUAGGAAUACAUGUUUGUAUUCCUAACACUAUACUAUUACCCUAACCGUUUAUCUAUCCAGUCCCUCUGUGAUGGUUUAAAAGGUAAAUUACAGAAAUUCUUUACACAGUCGGGACUAGGGGAACUUAUUGCUGCCAGUUGUAUUAGAUACAACUUGAAAGACUUGUGAAUGUGAGAUGGACAGACUUCCUUGAGUCCAACUCUCUGCUCGACCCACUUCAGUCUAGUUUCGGCACUCAGCACUCUGUGGAAUUGAUUCUGACCAAAGUACCAAACGAUCUCACUACAAAAUCUCAUGGUCACUAUUCUAUCCUAAUUCUCCUUGACCUUUCCACUGCUUUUGAUACUGUUCAUCAUCAAUAGCUUCUUCUCAUCUCCCAUAAUCUCAGUCUACGAGAUAUUGCUCUCUCCUGGUGCUCCUCCUACCUCUCCCACCACUCUUUUAGUGUUUCUUUUUCUGUCUCUGCCUCUUCCCCCAACCCCUCUCUGUUGGUGUCCCCCAAGGUUCAGUCCCCUACUGGUCUCGAUCUAUACUGCCUCCUUUGGUAAACUCAUCAGCUUCUUUGGCUUCCAAUAUCACUUCUAUGCGGAUGACACGCAAAUCUAUCUGCCCUCCCCCGAUCUCUCCCCUCCCCUCUUGACCAGUGUUUCUGACUGCAUCUCUGCUAUUUCUAACUGGAUGGCUGCCCACUUCCUUGAGCUCAACUUGUCCAACCUCUCCUUCACCCCUCAUGUCUAGUCGUUCGACAAAUCCUGCUGCUUCCAUCUCAAAAACAUUGCGGGCAUCCGCCCCUACUUAAUGCCCAAUGUGGCUAAGGUGCUGGUCCAUGCCACUGUCCUCUCUCGCCUUAACUACUGCAAUCCGCUUCUCAGUGGUCUUACGUGCUCCCAACUUGCGCCGUUACACUCUAUUAUGAACGCGGCAGCGAGGCUCACCUUCCUGUCCACCCGCAUUUCCCACGACUCACCCCUCUGUCAGUCUCUGCAUUGGCUUCCCAUAAGAUAUAGGGCUCAAUAUAAAAUUCUGGUUCUUUCUUUCAAAUCUCUACAUAAUGCUACUCCCACCUAUCUAUCCCCCCUAAUACACAAGUAUGUCCCGUCUAGGCCACUACACUCUGCUGAAGAUCCUCUGUUCAUACUCUCACCUCUGAUGCUCACAUUCAAGACUUCUCUAGGACUGCACCGUUCCUGGGGAACUCCAUUCCCUUUUCCGCUAGAUGUUGACCCAGUCUCAACUUUUUUUUUUUUUUUUUUUUAAUCAUUAAAAACUCACCUUUUCACAAAAGUAUAUCAUUUAAACUGUUUAUGGCUCCCAUUUGAUUCAUCUCCUGCAACUAUCAUAAAAAAAAUAAAAUAAAAACAACCCUGACAUUCUUCAUUGAAUACUAUUCUACCAAUCUACUUCACUAAUACUUCCCUUACCUUUUGUGUCAUUUUACCCCACUACCUCUAGCAUGUAAGCUCAUUGAGCAGGGCCCUCAACCCCUCUACUCCUGUACGUCAAACUUGUCUGGCUACAAUUACAUGUUUGUUAGUCCACCCAUUGUAAAGUGCUAUAUAAAUAUAAUAAUUAUUAUAAGCUGCAAUGAUUGUGUGGAUUUAACUAUAACCUAUUUAGUUUUUUUUCUACUGUGCUAUUAUAAUGAAGCAAUUUAUCUGAAAAUUAUUACCAAAAUCAUAAAAGCAGUGGGUACAAAUUGAAAGAGGUUUUUAUAGAUGGAAAAGCAUUUUUGAAGAGGAAUCUGUGCAAAAAAUAUUAUCAGUUUGGGAACAAAUAUAACAUCUGUUACACUCCAAACCUAUAAAACCAUCCAGCUUGCUGAAUGAAUUAUGGGUUAACAGAGCCCCUCUCACAGCUCGAUUAGACAUUGGUCACCUUUAUUUUAGGAUACUGUAGGAGCCCAGUGAUCUAAAAGUAAAAAGGACCCCUCAACUUUAGAAAGAUAUGUUUAAAUGGAAAUACUAGCCGUCAUUUUACAAAUGUAUAAUUCUUCUAGCAGAGGAAUAAGAAAUAUAAUAUGUUAAAUUAAGCGAUUAAAGCAGGCUUCCUCAAACUCCGGCCUUCCAGAUGUUGCUGAACUACAACUCCCAUGAUUCUAUGAAUGAAAUAGAUAGGCUGAGAAUCAUGGGAGUUGUAGUUCAGCAACAUCUGGAGGGCCGGAGUUUGGGGAAGCCUGGAUUAAAGUAUUCUCUUGUAUACCUUUUUGUUCUUCUUAAUAUUGGGUGUUCAAAAAACAAAUACUCUUGUGAAAUGAGUGUUAAGAAAUCAUACUUACUACAUGUACAGUAUUUAAUUUACAUUCUUUAUUCUUCAUAUUGCUUAUGUUGGAAUUUUAGUUGAUUUUAUUAUGAGUCAUUAUAAAGUAUAAGAUUUUUUAAGGACUUUAUUUAAUAUUGUUGAAUAAGUUUUCCAAAUGAUUUCAUAUUUUUGCAUAAACUUUUAAAAUGUAUAUAUUUAUAUAUGGUGUACAUAUUUAGAUAUUUUCAUAAAUAGAAAAAUAUCAUUUGAAAAGCGUAUCCAACACUAUUAAAUCAGCACUACAAAAAUUGUCUGAAAAUCUAACUUUAUUAAAAUUAGUUUUUUUGUUUGUUUUUUGCACCUCCUGUGUAUAUUUAAAGAGAUUGCAAUUUAAACAGAAAAAAAGCAAUAGUGUGAGGAAAAGUGAUUGUAUUUGGCUGAUUAAUAGCUGCUAUUGUAUUGAGUGAAAAGGACUCAUGCAAGCUAUUGAAUUGUGUUUAACUUCAAACUAGAUCUGACAAAGCACAGCAUUGAGAACGUAUUGAUUUUUCGCCACAAAAGCUUAACAGUCUGUUUGUUUGUUUUUUCCCUAGAUAAGCUUGGAUCAACUGUGUUUGCUCCUGUUAAAAUGGACUUUGUGGGAAAUAUUAAGGUGAGAUUUGCGAGAGAGAACUUUUAAUUUAUUAUAGAAAAUAUCAGAAUAUAAUAUUUUUUUCUGUUUAUUACAAAUAAACGUAUAAGUUAAUAUCAAGCACGAAAUAAAGAAUCUGCAAAAUAAAUAGCUUCUUCUACUCAUUUAAAAUAAGGGUUAUUCAUUGAAGUGGAACCUAAUGAAAAUACAAAAUUAAUUUAAAAUUUUCUGUCUCCAGUAUGGCCAUUUUUAAAUUCUUGACAUCUCCCACAUUAAUGAAUAACCUUGAGCAUAGUUAUUUUAAUUCUGUCUUCUGGAAUCAUGGAACAUUUGCUCGUAUGUUAAUGAUAUUUUCAGACGUAUCUUGGAUGUAGGCAGCUUUAUUUCCCUUUAACUCCAGCAUGGGUUAUUUCAGUUCAAUCCCACAUUAAUGUCUGUUAAUUCCGGAUCAAGCUCUAAUGCACUUGAUCUGAGAAUAUUUAACUGCAAGUGCUAUAAAAUAUAUUUUGCGUUAAAAUAUUAAACGGCUCCAGUAUCAAUGCUGUGAGCAAAAGGUGAAUAAUGCGUUUGUUAAAAUUCUUCCUGCACAAGAUACUUGAAUGUAUUUAUUUAUUGAGUUUUGAAAGUGGAUAGGUAAAUCUCUUAAUAAAUCUUUAAUCCCAGCCUACAUGUAAUCAUUGAGAUUGCAUAAAAAAACCUCUUCAUGGGUUUAAUUAUUUAAUUCAGAGCAGCCGAGAGCCGUUUCCCACUGCCCCAUUGAAACCUGCCUUUGUCUGCGUCAAUAUCAUUUUUAGUAAAACAUUUUUAUUUACAGAUUUUAUGACACUGUUUUUGUUCUGUUUCCAGAAAAUAAAUCAAAAAUAUAUAACUAAUAAGGCCGAGUUUACAACCUUGCAGAAGAUUGUUCUCCAUGAAGUUAAUUCCAACGUGGCUCAAGUUAGGAACUCGGCAACUGAGGCUCUCUUAUGGCUUAAACGGUAAGCUGGUUUUGAUCUCGGUCUAUCCAGCAAAUACAUGCGUGUAUGUAUGGGACCAAGAGAGAGUCCAGUUUAUAUAGAUGAUUAAUUUCUCUCUGUCAACAUCCUGCAGGAAGUCAAAUGUAAAUUUGCAUGUCUUUAUAGCAGAAUAGCAAUAGUUGUGAAAAAAGCAUUAGCUAUGCCAGCAACAAAAACUGAAUCAUACCAUUUUUUUAUUUCUUUUUUUUUUUAUAGAGCAUAUCGAGACCUCGAUUUAACAUUUUGGGAUAAAGUUUUCAAAUUAUCUCCAUCUGUUAGCAAAACGUUUCAAACAAUUUAUCUACUAGAAAAUUCUGAAAUAUAUCGGAGCGCUAAAUAGUCAAAUAAAAUCUCUUUAAAUGCUCAGGGGUCUUGCAAUGUGUCUUAAUUAGAUCUGAAAAAAUGUAUACUGCUGUCGCUACAACACUUUGAUAUGUACCCUUCAACACAUCAAAAAUGCAAUAAGCAAAAUAAAACAAAAAGUGGAGCGAUUUUUAGGUGACAAGCCCCACACCAAGUGUAUAUAAAAUGAGAACAAUUAGUAAAAUACUUAUACUCCCCGUAGUUUAGUAUUAACAAAGCCACGGCAGUAUGGUACAUAUAAAAGAGAAAAUAAAUAAUAAUAGUGCAGAUCUGUAUGAAUGGUUUGUGGAAUUUACAUAAAUUGUACCAUAAACACAUGCAUUGUACACAUAUUUAGCAUUUAUCUACUAGAAUUCCCAUGGGUUUUCAUGACUUCUGUAGAUAAACUAUUUGAAAAGUUUUUUUUCCUACAGAUUGCCAUCAUUUUUAAAAACGUAUCCAAAAUAUUACAUUGAGGCCUUUGUUUGCGAUGAGGUUGGGGCAAACUUAACAAAGCGACAUUUUAGAACGUCACAGAUCUGCACAUUUGUGACCCAGCCAUUCUGCUUCUUCUGUAAACUAUUUGCUUUACCAGUACCACAUCAGAGAUGAAUAGAUGAACUAUUUAAAUACCAGGCCAGGCAAAAUGUUGUGGGAUUGUACUACAGGACCGAAGGCUGCCGUUUGCCUAAGCCUGGUCUGUGACAUAGUCCCCUUCCCUUAAGCUGUCUCUAGUGUUCACAGACAUCAGGAUUCAAAUUUGGACACAUUUGUUUUAAUAAUAAAAAGGUGGGGGGGGGGUGAGGGAUGUCUGUGUUAUGUCCGUGAUAUCAGAGGGGCUAAGCGUUGAUGUACCAGGAGAACACAAUUGAUUCUCAAACUUCUCGACAAAGGUUAGACAGAGGCCCAGAGAGACUGCAUCCAAGACUUCUUGUACAGAAAGCUGUACACUAUGCAUAUUGUAUUGCUGAUUUGCAGUGUUCUGUAACUUUCUACUGUUGAAAAAAUCUUCAAUAAAGAUUAUACACUUAAAAAUACACAUACAGUUGCAAGAAAAAGUAUGUGAACCCUUUGGAAUGAUAUGGAUUUCUGCACAAAUUGGUCAUAAAAUGUGAUCUGAUCAUCAUCUAAGUCACAACGAUAGACAAUCACAGUCUGCUUAAACUAAUAACACACAAAGAAUGAAAUGUUGCCAUGUUUUUAUUGAACACACCAUGUAAACAUUCACAGUGCAGGUGGAAAAAGUAUGUGAACCCUUGGAUUUAAUAACUGGUUGAACCUCCUUGGCAGCAAUAACUUCAACCAAACGUUUCCUGUAGUUGCAGAUCAGACGUGCACAAAGGUCAGGAGUAAUUCUUGACCAUUCCUCUUUACAGAACUGUUUCAGUUCAGCAAUAUUCUUGGGAUGUCUGGUGUGAAUCGCUUUCUUGAGGUCAUGUCACAGCAUCUCAAUCGGGUUGAGGUCAGGACUCUGACUGGGCCACUUCAGAAGGCGUAUUUUCUUCUGUUUAAGCCAUUCUCUUGUUGAUUUAUUUCUAUGCUUUGGGUCAUUGUCCUGUUGCAACACCCAUCUUCUGUUGAGCUUCAGCUGGUAGACAGAUGGCCUUAAGUUCUCCUGCAAAAUGUCUUGAUAAACUUUGGAAUUCAUUUUUCCUUCGAUGAUAGCAAUCCGUCCAGGCCCUGAUGCAGCAAAGCAGCCCCUAACCAUGAUGCCCCCACCACCAUACUUCACAGUUGGGAUGAGGUUUUGAUGUUGGUGUGCUAUGCCUUUUUUUCGCCACACAUAGUGUUGUGUGUUUCUUCCAAACAACUCAACUUUAGUUUCAUCUGUCCACAGAAUAUUUUGCCAGUACUGCUGUGGAACAUCCAGGUGCUCUUGUGCAAACUGUAAACGUGCAGCAAUGUUUUGUUUGGACAGCAGUGGCUUCCUCUGUGGUAUCCUCCCAUGAAAUCCAUUCUUGUUUAGUUUUUUAAGUAUUGUAGAUUCGCUAAGAGGGAUGUUAGCAUUUGCCAGUGACUUUUGUAAGUCUUUAGCUGACACUCUAGGAUUCUUCUUCACCUCAUUGAGCAGUCUGCACUGUGCUCUUGCAGUCAUCUUUACAGGACGGCCACUCCUAGGGAGAGUAGCAGCAGUGCUGAGCUUUCUCCAUUUAUAGACAAUUUGUCUUACCGUGGACUGAUGAACAGCAAGGCUUUUGGAUACACUUUUAUAACCCUUCCCAGCUUUAUGCAAGUCAACAAUUCUUAAUCGUAGGUCUUCUGAGAGCUCUUUUGUGCGAGGCAUCAUUCACAUCAGGCAAUGCUUCUUGUGAAAAGCAAACCCAGAACUGGUGUGUGUUUUUUAUAGGGCAGGGCAGCUGUAACCAACAUCUACAAUCUCAUCUCAUUGAUUGGACUCCAGUUGGCUGACAUCUCACUCCAAUUAGCUCUUGGAGAUGUCAUUAGUCUAGGGGUUCACUACUUUUUCCACCUGCACUGUGAAUGUUUACAUGGUGUGUUCAGUAAAAACAUGGCAACAUUUCAUUCUUUGUGUGUUGUUAGUUUAAGCAGACUGUGAUUGUCUAUCGUUGUGACUUAGAUGAUGAUCAGAUCACAUUUUAUGACCAAUUUGUGCAGAAAUCCAUAUCAUUCCAAAGGGUUCACAUACUUUUUCUUGCAACUGUAUGUUGAGAAUUGUUGCUGCACAGAAAAAUAACACCUUUUAUUUUCUCCUCCAGAGGUUUAAAAUUUUUAUAUGCAUUUUUGACUGAGUUGAAGAAUGGAGAAAACCAUAUUCAAACUGCUUUAAGUAAGUAAAGUGCCUUGCAGGACGUGGACAUGUUAGAAGAGGUUGUUAACUCUUAGAAGCUGUUUGCCGUUCUGGUUUGUUACUGUUUGUUUCUUGCCACCUUUACAACAACUCAAUUCUUCAACUGUCUGCACAGCUGAAGCCAUACGUAAUAUUGUUGUAAAGUUUAAAUGUCCAAAAGUAUCAACUGCUUAACUGCAUGGCUCACAGAACAAGACCUCUGAGUGUAAAAAUAUUCUUAAAGAAACACUUCAAGUACCACAAUCACUACAACAGUCUCUGGUGGUUGUAGUGCGUAGAGUACCCUGGCACCCCAAAUUUAAGUAGUCCGAUUGUUGGCUAACAGUUUGACUACUUGACUGGGGUACACUGGAUGCCAGUUACUUCCCCCAUGGAAAGCCAAAAGCUCCUCCAUGGAGCUUCCACUAGUUCUCCUGAUUUAAUCCCUGUUGUGCAGGGCUAGUUAAUUGGUUGAGAACGUCGGGGGGAUAGCUAAGAUCAGAGAGCUUCCAACAAUCAUGGAGGUGUUAACUGGUGCUAGUGGAUCCCAGGUAAGUUGUUAAUUGUCAGACAGUUUGAUGAUUUACAUUUUCCCAAAUCACUCCUGGUACCAUAAUAACUACAGCAUGCUGUAGUAGUUAUGGUGUCUGGAGUGUAUCUUUUUAAGAGCUAACUAAAUUAGUUUUUCGCAGCAGAGCAGACAAACACAUAUGACUAUUGCCAUGCUCCAUGCCAGUUCAUUCUCUGAUGAUGAAUUACACCGUAUUAUCUGGCAGUCUAAUGGACAGCUCUUGCAAACAGAACAAAGUAUAAGUGGAUCUCUGGUUUACCUGUACAAACAGUAGUAUAAUCUACAACAAAAAGUAUGCACAACGUGGAAGUGGAUGUAAUGCACUAGCUCAAAAACACCUGUAAAGUGGUAUCCCCUACACCACUUAAAACAUAGAAUUAUACAUACAUAAAACAAGUGGAGCUUUUAAAUUUCAGCAGGCUUUCUGUGAAAAUAAAAUACGAACAGAAAAUAGUGCAAUAUGUCUGUAACACACUAUAUCAAAAAUAGAUUGGAAGAUAUGUCAAACUCACAAGCCUGGAGUCAUACCCUCAUAUGACUCUGGUGGUAUAAGCCUCUGGACCAUUUGGGGGUUGUCCAGACCCUUCUUUGGCAGCGUGUUGAAUGUUGAGUGGUUCAUUUUGUGCCCUUCUAACUGGUUUCAAAAUAGGGAUAACUACCCAGUGUGUCAGGGUUCUUUAAAAAACAAUUUAUUCCAAAAAAUUAUACAAACAAGAUAUAUAUAGUAAAAAAGAAUACUUAUCCCAGGUAGUACUGGGUAGACUUAAUAGUCCCAAGUUCAAAGUGAUAGUCCAAAACGCGUUUCGCCUUUUCAUAAGGCUUCCUCAGUUGGCUGUUCUAUUUUCCGUCUGUUCUAGUGGCUUUUAAAUGCCUCGUUUGCCGGUUUCACUAGUUCCGUCUUUUACUUCCGGGUUUCGUCACUUCCGGUUUGCGUCUUUUUGGAACGCACCGUGCGUUCCAACAUCAGUUUCGUCAUCGGACUUCCUUGUGUGUGUGAUUCAACAAGCUUUAUUGGCAUAAGGAAGUGUCCCAUGCAUGAGAAAUGAUUCCCAUAGGGACCACUAAGCAGGAAAGUUAGCAUGUCUGCAUAAAGUUCGUGCAGUGUGGGCUCAUACAUAUAAUAUAAUAGUAAAAGUGAAUGGUAAAAGGUGAUUCCUUAUAUUGCACAGUAGGUGAACAAGCUGGAUUGACUAAAAAUUAAAUACAUAAAAAAGGGAGGUAAAAACAUAAUGGAUACUAAAAUGCACAUAAAAAAUAAAAUAAAACUAUACUAAAAAUGCAUAUUAAUUCAUAAAAUGGCAUAAUUCAAAAUCUUUGUUUAAUCCAUACGGUAUCAUAGUAUUAAAAUUAAAAAUAAAUUUCAUUUCCUCCUUCCCUAUCUUCCUAAUAUAGUCUCCUCCUCUCCAAUCUUUUGAUACUUGCUUAAUUGCACUAAAAAACAUUCCUUCAGGGUUUUUUUGGUGUAUAAUUCUGAAGUGAUUGGAGACACUGUGUGACUCCACUCCAUUUUUAAUGUUUCUUGUGUGUUCCGCCACUCUAGUGUUAAGGCUUCGAAUUGUGCGACCUAUGUAAAGGAGGUUGCAGGGACAUUUUAGAACGUAAAUCACUCCCUUGGAGUGGCAGGUAAGGUGAUCUUUUAUUGUGAAUUUCCUAUUGAUGAAGGGUUCUAGAUCUGUUAUAUGUCUUUUUUUAUUUUUAGUAUUCUUGCAUGCUAGACAUUGUCCGCAUCCAUAGAAUCCUUUGUCGAUUGAAAAUAAAUUUUUCUUUAUUUUUGUUUCUCUAUUGCAACUUUGUACUAGGGUAUUUUUAAGGUUCUUGGCUCCCCUAAAAAUUAUUUUUGGUUUAUCGGGCAGAAUAUUUGGCAUAUCCUACGAGAUGAUCCAGUUCUCAAAAAUAUUCUGCCCGAUAAACCAAAAAUAAAUUUUUAGGGGAGCCAAGAAUCUUAAAAAUACCCUAGUACAAAGUUGCAAUAGAGAAACAAAAAUAAAGAAAAAUUUCUUUUCAAUCGACAAAGGAUUCUAUGGAUGCGGACAAUGUCUAGCAUGCAAGAAUACUAAAAAUAAAAAAAGACAUAUAACAGAUCUAGAACCCUUCAUCAAUAGGAAAUUCACAAUAAAAGAUCACCUUACCUGCCACUCCAAGGGAGUGAUUUACGUUCUAAAAUGUCCCUGCAACCUCCUUUACAUAGGUCGCACAAUUCGAAGCCUUAACACUAGAGUGGCGGAACACACAAGAAACAUUAAAAAUGGAGUGGAGUCACACAGUGUCUCCAAUCACUUCAGAAUUACACACCAAAAAAACCCUGAAGGAAUGUUUUUUAGUGCAAUUAAGCAAGUAUCAAAAGAUUGGAGAGGAGGAGACUAUAUUAGGAAGAUAGGGAAGGAAGAAAUGAAAUUUAUUUUUAAUUUUAAUACUAUGAUACCGUAUGGAUUAAACAAAGAUUUUGAAUUAUGCCACUUUAUGAAUUAAUAUGCAUUUUUAGUAUAGUUUUACUUUUCUUUUAUGUGCAUUUUAGUAUCCAUUAUGUUUUUACCUCCCUUUUUUAUGUAUUUAGUUUUUAGUCAAUCCAGCUUGUUCUCUUACUGUAUAAUAUAAAGAAUCACCUUUUACCAUUCACUUUUACUAUUAUAUUAUAUGUAUGAGCCCACACUGCACGAACUUUAUGCAGACAUGCUAACUUUCCUGCUUAGUGGUCCCUAUGGGAAUCAUUUCUCAUGCAUGGGACACUUCCUUAUGCCAAUAAAGCUUGUUGAAUCACACACACAAGGAAGUCCGAUGACGAAACUGAUGUUGGAACGCACGGUGCGUUCCAAAAAGACGCAAACCGGAAGUGACGAAACCCGGAAGUAAAAGACGGAACUAGUGAAACCGGCAAACGAGGCAUUUAAAAGCCACUAGAACAGACGGAAAAUAGAACAGCCAACUGAGGAAGCCUUAUGAAAAGGCGAAACGCGUUUUGGACUAUCACUUUGAACUUGGGACUAUUAAGUCUACCCAGUACUACCUGGGAUAAGUAUUCUUUUUUACUAUAUAUAUCUUGUUUGUAUAAUUUUUUGGAAUAAAUUGUUUUUUAAAGAACCCUGACACACUGGGUAUUAUCCCUAUUUUGAAACCAGUUAGAAGGGCACAAAAGGAACCACUCAACAUUCAACACGCUGCCAAAGAAGGGUCUGGACAACCCCCAAAUGGUCCAGAGGCUUAUACCACCAGAGUCAUAUGAGGGUAUGACUCCAGGCUUGUGAGUUUGACAUAUCUUCCAAUCUAUUGUUGAUAUAGUGUGUUACAGACAUAUUGCACUAUUUUCUGUUUGUAUUUUAUUUUCACAGAAAGCCUGCUGAAAUUUAAAAGCUCCACUUGUUUUAUGUAUGUAUAGUAGUAUAAUCUAGGUGGACAAAAAUGCUAUUGCAAUAAUCUGUAAAUAAAUAACAAUAACUCUUAGUACAAUUUAUCUCUCAUUUAUUCGAAUUUGUGACUACCAUCUGCACUAAGAGUUAUUGUUAUUUAUUUACAGAUUAUUGCAAUAGCAUUUUUGUCCACCUAGAUUAUACUACUGUUUGUACAGGUAAACCAGAGCUCCACUUAUACUUUGUUCUGUUUGCAUGUACUGUGUUGUGAAGGUUAAGGGAUUCCUUCACUUAAGUGUUAGAGCCUGCUUUCACCUUGCUGUUUUUGAGUGCACUUUCUUAUUUUUGUAAUGGACAGCUCUGGCCAGAAUCUUACCUUCAUUGAAACUUUAACAACCUCAGUGCCUGUCAUCUGUAAUGCUCAUAUGCUCAAUGUAAGCAGUGUUUCAGCAUCAAUUUAAAAGCCUUCCUAGACGUGCCUGUUGCAGCAAGAGGGCAUGAAAAUUUCAUGGUAAUGCCCAUGACUUUGUAGUAAGACCCUUUUAUGAUCAGAUGUCCAGUUACCUUUGGGCAUGUAGUGUAAUUACCAAAUUGAAUAGUCUCUAGUGGGAAUAAGCUAAUCUCUCUAGAGAAGUAGUGACAGAAGGAACUUGUUUUGUAACUGAAUGUAAACAUAACCAGUUAUUUCAUUCUAUGUUUCUAGGUAACGCAUAUGGUAAAACAUUAAGCCAAUAUCACGGCUGGGUUGUCCGUGGUGUAUUUGCGGUGAGUGCAUUAUUACUGUAUGGUCUGUGGAUGAAUAUGGUUUUUAGACUUUAGAGACCUAUCUGAUUUCCAAGAAAAAGCACAUUAUAGAGUUAUGUAGAAACGAAGGUUUGGAGAAAUCGUAGCAGUUUAUUUAUUUUGUUUUGAGUCGUAAUCCACCUAGUAUUUUGCAUAUUCCUUAGGGAAGAGCACCCCAUUUCACUGAGUCUUUAAGGUGUGAGUUAUUGUCACAAGAACUGAAUCUUCCUUUUUAGCAUUAUGAUCUGGUCCUAAUGACUGCAAUGUAUUCCGGUAACUGUCCAGAACCAAAUGCUUUGUGAUUUGGAUUUAAUGCACUUCCACCCAAAUGAUAGAUCUUAGAAUUAUGUGCAAACAUAGCAAUGAGGAAUGCAUUUUCAGAUUUUAGCACAUAGGGAUGAGUGGAUCUGUCGGUGAUAGUUUUGGUUUGGUUUUUUUGUAAUGUUUUUUUUAUAUUGACCCGUGUCAUAAAAUAGUUAUCUGUGGUUAUGUUGGGGAACCAUGAAAACAUGACAUACAUUUCAAGGGAAGCCGCUACAUUCCAAUAGCUAGAGGGUUAUAGCUGUGUAUUAGAGCUCAAUCUGAAGUUUGUUGGGGAGAUAAAGGGGUACAUUUUAUCAAUAAUUUGUAGGUUUGGGGCUAAGGAAAUAAAAGCAUUAAAUGGUCAGCAGUGAUUGAGUAGAAAAAAAUCAUUUGGUAGGUGCAGUGCGAGAUAGGAGUAUAUGAGAGAGAGCUGAAUCAUUCUAGUAACCAACUGGGAUUUAAAACUCAUGUUUAACUCUACUUACAGCUGGCCCUGAGAGCAGCCCCGUCAUACAAUGGAUUUGUUGCUGCUCUUACUGUUAAAGAAGGCAGUGGGGAGUUCUUUGAUGCCAUGCAGAGAGAUCUGAACAUCUACCUACCUGCCAUGGAGAAGCACCUCUGCCUUCUGGACUCUUUGUAUGAAGAACAUGGGUUGGAGUCUGAUGAAGUGGUAUGACAAGCAACAGCAUCUCUCAAAUUCAGGGAUUUGGAACAUCACAAAGGAGUGCAAUUUCACCUUAUCGGCUGUAUGCAUGAGCAGCCUCUGUUGUUGCUACAAUAUCGCAAAAAAAAAAGAUGGCUAAAACACGUACAUCACAUGACAUCUGUAGCUUUAUUCUGCUUGGCAAAGAAGUUCUCAUGGACUUAUGUUCUUUAGCAUGUUGUCUUCACCCAGGGGAUCAAGCUUUAUGCUUUAUGUAGCAGCUCUAUCCAGGAACAAAUGAGAGAAAUACAGAACUUGAAUAACUCUUGUUAAUGAUUGUGGCACAUAUUUAUUGAGAAUGAAAAUUCACAAACUUGUGUAAUUUGUGACUUGUUUAUAGUGUCAUUUUAUAUAUAUUUUUUUUACAUUUAAUUGUAUUUGUUUUAAUUUAAUGGAAAGGGUGAUAGAAAGAUGAACCGUAUGAAGAUACGUCUGAAAAUGGGACUUUAGGAUUUUGUUUGCUAAACGUUCUCUACCAGUCUGGAUUUUUCUGCUUAUUUGCACUAAUCAGGGAUCCAUGUGUCAAAAUACUUUGGUCAUGUUCUGCAAACCAUCUUUCAGAGUGUCAUCAGUUUUGAUAUGUUAAUCAUUGGAGGCCAAAAUAGACCUUUUAAGACUGAGGGCUGGUAAUUAUAUGCCUACUACACCAUACCAAAUCUUCAAAAUAGUCCUCCAACUGGUGGUGCUACUGAACUCCAACUAAUAUGGCUGGUUCCUUGCACAUGGACUUAGAGAUCAUCAAUUCUAGACCAAAUGUCAGGGUGCUCAGGACUGUUUAUUUAAAAGCUCAUUCUUUGUGAUGAAAAUCAUUUUCAAAUCAUCAGAUCUGCUUGAAGUACUUUAUGCUGGAUGUACCUUCCUAUCUGUUUUAUUCAAUAUUAGGGUUACAAACUGAAUCCUCAAGGGCCCAUAUCCUGUCCCGGUUUUAGAUUUCUUUCCUUUAUGUGUAGUCAAAGUGCUAAUCUUAAAAUUUGAUUUGAUCUGGAGCCAUCAUAAUGAAGUUUAUUAAUCUGAAAGCCUGGUGUUUUUUGAGGCCCUCUGGACUGGAGUUUGUAUACUAGAUGACUAUUGAUCAUAUGACAGGGUAAUCAAAUACAGCUUUUAAUGCAAUCUUGAUGACCUUCCAUAGUGUCUUUCUUAACGGGAAACUAUAGUGCCAGACCUUUGUCGCGCAGCGCCCCCUCCCCACCCCUUGGUGCAGAAGGGGUUAAAAACUCUUCUGUCACUUACCCGAGUCCAGCACUGAUGUCCCUCAGCGCUGGUUCAGGUUUCACCUCUGCUCCUGGCGGCGGGGGAGACCUAAUGCACAUGCACGGCAAUGGACAUGCUCUCAUUAGUAUUUCCCCCAUAGGAAAGCAUGGAUAAUGUGAAAUGUCCUAUGGUCCUAAUAAACUUGCCAACAUGACACCUGAAGUCAGCAGAAUAGCAUUUGGGGUUUUUAUCAUUAACUUGUCACUGCUAACCUAUAUGUAUAUCUGGAGCGAAUAAUAUAAAGAUGUAUAAUAAUUCCAAAUAGGUAUAUUUUGCUAAAUUGUUAUUUUACAAAUAUACUUUGUAUUCAGCAACAGUUUGGUUAUUUACAGCAUCAGGUUAUUAUGUAUUUAUUUGGUUAUUGUACCAGAGGGUGAAGGCUGAUCUAAAACUCCCAAAAAAGUACAAGGAAGUAAAGGGAAAAGCAUUGAUUUGAACUGGAGAUCAUCCGGACAGAUGAUCUCACUGUGGGAGGAGUGGCUGCUUUGAAAAGGGGGAGACGUAUUCCAGAUAUGGAACGCUGUCAUUAAAACUGAAUGUCUAUUUUUAUUGUUAAAUUGUUCACUUAAAGGAAAACUCCAAAUACCAUAACCACUACAGCCUACUGGUGCCCUUCCAGUGUAAAACGUCAAACCAUGUAAGAAAGGCUUGAUUGCUUACCUGGGAUUCAGAGGUUCUCAGCAGACCCCAGGUAAGUUGUCGAAGUGUUCUCAAACAGUUUGCCUACUUAUACGUGGAGGACACCACGGUUCUCCUGGCACUCUCAUCGCUACAGUAUGCUAUAGUGGUCAUGGUUCUUGUAAUGUUCCAUUAAUAGAGCUCACUUCACUACUGAGGAAGUGCAAUGACACAGCUUUGUGCUAUAAGUUGUGCUUUUAUUUUUCAUAACUGUCAGGGUUAUUUUAGUGUGCGUGAUUGCUAAUACUCCAGUUUGCUACAAAUGCAAAAAUUCUCUGCCACAAAGUGGCUUCUGAUGCACAUUAGGCUAUAUAUUUGAGUAAGCAGCUACCUGCAGGCCCUAUAUCUCAGAGGAACUCCCC
Messenger RNA from Pelobates cultripes (western spadefoot toad), 48967 nucleotides. NCBI's taxonomy places the organism in Eukaryota, Metazoa, Chordata, Amphibia, Anura, Pelobatidae. The record is from the annotation of a GenBank genome assembly.